UUCUUCUUUUUUUUUUUUUUUUGGUUGUUAUUAAGACUAAAUAAUUGGACCCUCCUUUGGAUUUAUGCAUGGGGUUUUGUUUUGUUAGCUUGUGUGAGAAAGCAAUUUCACCUUAACAGGGUGCUUCAUAUAUUUGCCUAGGAUGGUUGAAAUAGUCUUCCUUGAAUGAAAUCCUAUCUCCUGUGUACUUGCACCAAACAACCUUUCCUUGGUUUACUGUUGUUGGUGUAUAGUAGAACUGUAAAAAUGCGUGGCUUUUAAUGGGGUUGUAGAUACUCGUUGCUCAUCUUGACUUGAAUGAUUAAUGGUUAAUAUUGCUUUAUUAAUGAGAAUAUAACAGAAGAGUAUUUUCAUGUUGGAGUCAGGAAGAGAAUCACGCUGAGUUAGACACUUAUCAAAUCAAUCGUAGAGGCUGCCAUGGUGGCUCAUGCCUAUAAUCCCAGCACUUUGGGAGGCUGAGACAGGAGGAUUGCUUGAGACCAGGAGUUUGAGGCCAGCCUGGGCAACAUGGUGAGACCCUGUCUCUAUAAAAACAAAAAAAAACCUCCUGCAAAUCCCUUACUGAAAUCACCUUGGGUAAGUCAUGUAGUCUCUUUGGACCUUAGAUUCAUCAUUAUAAAACGAAGGAUUUGGGCUUGAUGUGUGCCAAGGGCCUUUUCAGAUCCCGAGUGGUAAUUAGUUAACUCCUAGAAUUACGACUCCUUAAACCUUUAGGGUUUUUUUUUCUUAUACUUAAAAAAAUAACUUUAUAUCUAGUGAUCCUAUAUAAAUAAGUCUUUACUAAUUAGGAUAUGUUUAACUUUAUUCAUUUUGUCAAAGAUAAAGCUGCAUACUAGCUUAAAUUCUAAGGACAGAUUUUCGUCAGUAAUACACUUCUGCAACAGGGAAGAGAGUCUGGUAUGAACUGAAGUCAACUUCAAUUUGCAGAGAUGACUGGGAGUUUUAAAGCGAGAAUGGCAGGGGAUUCGUCAGGGCAGAUAAACGGGAUCUGUAGAGUCAAGGAAAUGAAAAAUUUAAAAAGAUUGGUAAAAUAUGCUGAUUAGGCCAGCUGUGCCUGUUAGCUGGCACUGUGACUGGGGAAUAGAGACCCUGUUUUUCCUGAUGGUUACAUUUUUAAAGAAAUGGCUUUCAAGUCCUUGAAAAAGACACUCCUAAGUUGUAGGAGUUCGGCUCAGAGGGACAGAGGAAGGAUUCACAGUUGUAAGCCCUUUAUGGUAAAGAGGUUGGUCAGGACCUAUCUUCAUAUGUUGGCUAGAACAAACAGUAGAUUCUUUGGCAGCCUUGAGCUUUAAGAGGCAGACACUUUAAGAGAGGCUAGGGUCAUCCUAAGGAGGUAACCUUGAGCUGUUAGAAAUAUUAGUGUUUAAGUCUUUUAAUGUGAAAGGACAGAGUAGACCGAAUCAUUUGUUUGGAGAGUUCCUAGUUUUUAAAGGCCCAGGUUGAGGCCUGGUCCAAAGAGGGCUCAGAGGAGCCUGGGUACAUUUUUAUCAAAGAGAUUUUUGUUGUUGUUAAUUUUAAUCUUCUAUUCAUUAUGCUAUUUGGGCAAGGAAGUAAUCAUAGUGUAAGCUCUAGACCUUUACAUUUGUACCUAAACUAGGGGAUAGGUGGGAAGGAAUGGGGAGAAUUGGGGAAGCUGACAGGUUUUAUAUGUUCAAAAUUUGGAAUUUGUCAAAUAGUUUUGGUUUUUAAAAGAAAAGAAAUAUUGAUGGAUUUUUACACAGUUUUUGACAAUAUUUAUGCCAUGUUAAAGGACUGUAUAUACAGGCCAGGCACAGUGGCUCAUGCCUGUAGUCCCAGCACUUUGGGAGGCUGAGGUGGGUGGAUCACGAGGUCAGGAGAUCAAGACCAUCUGGCCAACAAGGUGAAACCCCAUCUAUACUAAAAAUAUAAAAAUUAGCUGGGUGUGGUGGCGUGUGCCUGUAAUCGCAGCUACUUGGGAGACUGAGGCAUGAGAAUUGUUUGAACCUAGGAGGCAGAGGUUGCAGUGAGUCUUACUACUACCUGGGUGACAGAGCAAGACUCCUGCUCUUAAAAAAAGAAAAAAAAAAAAAAAAAAAAAAGGACUGUAUUCUGCACCUUACCUUAUGUAUCUACAAUUGCAGAUGUAAAGAAAUGCUUUCUCACUGAUGAAAGGUUACCUUUAAAGAUGAAAGUGGCAGUGAGACACAAUUUAUACAGGUUGAGAACCCCAAAUCCCAAAUCUGAGAUGCUCCAAGGUGUAAAUGUUCCAAAAUCUGAGAAAAACAAAUUUCAAACACUUAUGCUCUCAAGCAUUUUGAAUAAGGUGUACUCAACCUGUAUUAGAUUAUAUAUCUGUCCCCACAUGGAGACCCCAUUGUAAAUCGUGCUUUAUUGGCAUGGUUUUGGGAGAAGGCCAGACACCUGUGAAUAAGGUGGUUCACAUCAUAUACUUACAAGGAACUGUCUUAUGCCCUUAACUGUGAAGGUAGAAUUUAGCCAUGGUCUUUGUGUUUCUUUGGACUUGUGACGGUUUUACUUUCUGUGAUUAUAAUUAUCUGUCUCUGGAGAUCUGUGUCUAUUUACUUUUUUUUUUUUUUUUUUUGAGACGGAGUCUUGCUGUGUCACCAGGCUGGAGUGCAGUGGCGCAAUCUUGGCUCACUGCAACCUUGGCCUCCCUGGGUUCAAGCGAUUCUUCCGCCUCAGCCUCCUGAGUAGCUGGGACCACAGGUGUGUGCCACCACGCCUGGCUAUUUUUUGGUAUUUUUAGUAGAGAUGGGGUUUCACCGUGUUGGCCAGGAUGGUCUUGAACUCUUGACCUUGUGAUCCGCCCGCCUCGGCCUCCCAAAGUGCUGGGAUUACAGGUGUGAGCCACCGCACCUGGCCUACUUAUUUUUUAUACAGCUUUGCCACUUUUGCUUUAAAAAUUAUUAGGAGGACAUUUUCAAGUAUCUGAAGAAAAUAUUUUCUUCUUUCCUCAACAUUUUUACCCACACACUACUGCUCUCUCCAGUUGCAGUUGCAUGGAAUGACUAGUUAACAUCCUGCCUGCUGAAAUAGAGUUUUGUGUUCCUUUAGAAAUUCAAAAGAAAAGACAUCAUUGAACUUCAAAAUACAUUUUCGGAUGUCAUCUCAGUAUGAACAUAAGGAGAGUAUAGUGAAUGCAGUUUUACAGAAGAGGCAUGAGUGUGACAAGACAACAUCAAGAUUACUUUGGCUAAAGCCACUGUGAUCUUCAAAGACUCUUUAUGUUGUAAAAUGUACAGUAUACUUUAAAAGAUGGAAAAAUCACUUUUUAAAUAGUUAUUGUUUGCCACUAGGUUAAAUUUUUUUUUUCAAGAUUCCUUUUCAAAAUAAAUCUGUGUGGUGACAGACUGAGUUUGUUAUAACUUGUUUACAUAAAAUUGAAUGAAAUGGGAAAAAAGUCUUUAAAAUCUUACGUAGAGAAUGUGUUGUAGAUUAGGAACUAGAGGUGUGUGUUUAAGGUUUACUUGGUUUUGCUGCUGAUGAAAUAUUCUGCUAAGUGGUGAGCACACACCUGCCCCAAUAAGCAUCAUUACUUCAGAUAUUCUCCUUUAUAAAAUAUUCUUGGUAUAUUUGGAUUUAGAGGAAAGGAAUGAGAAGGGAAGAGAAGUGAGUAUAUGCGGAAUAAGAAGUGCUAAAACUCAUUGAAAUGUUAGUUGCUGGUCAACUCUAUACCAAAUAAUACUGAUUCUGUGUAUGUGUAUAUUGUUAGAAUGAGAACUGUUUGUAUCAGACCUUUGCAUGUAUGUAGAAGAGGCCCCAACCGGGCUGGACUUGCUAAAGACUCGAAGUUCAACCAAAAUUCCUCUCUUUGAAAUGAGAGAGAGGUGUUGUUUUGUUUUGUUUUGUUUUUCACAUUUCGACAACUGUCUUAUUGUUAAUCUUGGUUUGGCCUCUAUUACCUUUAAAGGCCGAAAUAAUUUAAGACUGUUUAAGACUCGCACUCUCUCUCACUGUCUCUUGCUCCUGGUGCACGCUGCAUGAGCACACGCACUCCCUCCCCCACCCCACUUCUCUUUUUUUUUUUUUGAGUUGGAGUAUGGCUCUAUAGCCCAGGCUGGAGUGCAGUGGUGUGAUCUCAGCUCAGUGCAGCCUUUGCCUCCCGGGUUCAAGCGAUUCUAAAGGAGUUUCUUUACAAAGAUAUAGUAUGCUUCUUUCUCAGUUUUAAGAGAAAGACUUUGACCUAGAGUAGAAACCUUUAUCAUCCAGUAUUUUCUAUGCCAGGAUCACUAGGACACUUACAGUAAGGAUUCUGGAGAAGCACCAGGAAGUGAUUGACUCAAGUAUUAGGAUUUGAGGCAAAAUGGACUUAAAAUGCUCAUCUAGAUUUUCUUUAUCUGAGGGCAUUUAGUCUAUUAAAAAAGGUUGGACACGGUGGCUCAUACCUGUAAUCCCAGCACUUCAGGAGGGUGGAUCAUUUGAAGUCAGGAGUUUGAGACCAGCCUAACCAACAUGGUGAAACCCCAUCUCUACUAAAAAUAGAAAAAAAAUUAGCAGGGCAUGGUGCUGCAUGCCUGUAUUCCCAGCUACUCAGGAGACUGAGGCAGGAGAAUUGCUUUUACCUCGGGGGACGGAGGUUGCAGUGAACCCAGAGCAAGACUCUGUCUCAAAAAAAAAAAAAGGCAAGACUUAAUUUUAGCAUACUAUAUUUUCUCCAUUCCUGUAAGAAUUUCUAUUUGUUACUUUUCUACCUUCCCUGUCCCCCUUUCACACAUUCUGUAUUUUCUUUUCUCAAAUCACAAUUCAGUACAUUUGUUUGGAAACGUAGAUCUAUACCUCUCAAGUUUAAAACUAUUCUGUGAGUAGAGAAACCUGAAAUUCCUGGAGUUUGGGUAAGGAUUCUCCCACCUUUGAGUUGAUAAAUAAUUUUCCCAGUCAAGAGUGUUGAUUAUUUUUAUAUUAUUGCUGAAGAAAGGAUUUGCUUAAGAGCUUUGCAGUUUGAAGUUUUGGAGACUUUUUUUUUUUUUUUUUGAGAUGGAGUUUCGCUCUUGUUACCCAGUCUGGAGUGCAAUGGCGCAAUCUCUGCUCUUCGCAACCUCCGCCUCCUGGGUUCCCGGAAUUCUCCUGCCUCAGCCUCCUGAGUAGCUGGGAUUACAGGCAUGCGCCACCAUGCCCAGCUAAUUUUUUGUAUUUUUAGUAGAGAUGGGGUUUCACCAUGUUGACCAGUAUGGUCUCGAUCUGUUGACCUCGUGAUCCACCCACCUCGGCCUCCCAAAGUGCUGGGAUUACAGGCGUGAGCCACCGUGCCCGGCCAAAGUUUUGGAGACUUUCUAAACUAUUGAAAAGGAUGGUAUGUAAAUACCCUGGGACACGAGUUAUCAAUUGAUUUUACCACAAUUCUUUCCAAUUAUCAAAGCUGGUCUGAGGAUCUGUUUUGGCAUAAUUUUGGCUUUUCUUACCCCCUUGAUAAUAUUCUACCUGUCAUACUAUCCUUUCAUUAAAUAUUUUAAUAUUGUUUUAUAUAUUAUUUUACUUAAAAAAUAAAUAAAUAUAGAAAGUAAGAAAAUUAUGACAUAGUUAUGGCAAAUUGGUUGAAAUACUACUUUCUAAUGCAGUUUUUCAAACUGGGUAUUGUCACUCAGUAGGUAGACAAUUUAAUGGGUCAUGAUUAGCAUGUAAAAAAAUCUGAACAGAAUAGAAAAUAUCAGUGUAUUGCAAAUAGUAAAGUUAUUUUGUGAAACCUUUGACUUACAUUGAGUUAAUUGAAAACACAUGUAAUGGGUUGUGAUGUAAAUAUGAAUAGAUUACUGUUACGAUUUUAAGUUUGAAACCCAGUGAAUUGUAGAAGUAUAGCUUUGGAAAAUCUUGGGAUCUAAUCACUUUGUAAAAUAGGGAAUAUUUCAUUUGUGUCUUUAGGCAAGAGGUUAAUAGUUUCUUGUGAUCAGUUCUGAGUUGUCAACUAGUUGAGAAGUGAAGCUGAAACUAAACCCAGUAGACUACUACAGUGUUAAAAUACAUAUGAAAAGUCAGGCAUAGAAUCUAAUGAAUGUUCCUGCCUCUUACAAAGGAAUAUUUAGUACCUAAUUGAUGAUCUCUUGUUCUAUCAUAUUGAAGGGCAGCUAUCAUUAAAACAGUGCUUUUGACAGAAUGAUUUUGCUGACCUGCAUCUGUGGAUGGCAGAAGCAUCAAAGAGAAUGAUCACAAGUGGGGAAGGCAGAUUUAAAAAUAUCUGACUUCGUUAACUCCUAUACUAAUGUGACAUCAUCUCUAUGCCCCACAAACCCUUGGAAAUACUAGUUUUGGAGGAAGAGAGAAGUCUGGUGACUGGGAAAUAGUUAUAACCUAUUGAUCAUUGUAUACUUUAUAAGGCAGUGAUCAGAAGAUAUGUUUCAAGAAAUGGAAGGUUGUUUGAGUAGCACUGAUGACAGAUCAAGUGCUUAAGGCAAACUUAAUAUAUGUUACACAGUGUACAAAAUUCCCUUUGGUUUGGUGGACUUUUUGGUGUUCAUAUUUAAUUUUUAAUUAAUUGUAGACAUAUUUAAAUACCAAGACUAACUUUUAAGAAAUUUGCUAUUUUAUGUGAUUCACAUAUCAUGUACAAGUGUAUGGUUACAUGAAAUAAACCUGGAAGAUGACAUGUGAAUAAUUUUGGUAGUCUCAGGGUAAGAGUUAUUGGGGAGCUUUAAAUUUUAAUUUUGUCUGUGUUUUCAGAUUUAAGUAUUAAUGUAAUUGCACAAAUUACACAUUUUUAAAAAGUGAAGUGAAUUUAUACAAUCCAAAAGUGGUUAGUUUCUUUCUGGAAUGAGCAAAAUAAAAUUAGCUAUAGCCUGAAGCAUAGGGAAUCUAAAUGUUAACAUCCAAGGUGAGUGAUAUAACAAUGCUGGGCACAGGAUGAAAUGGUAGGUAAACCAGAAUGCUAAUGUUUUUCUUGAAAGCGACUUGAGUUUCAUUAUAGUUCUCAGAAGAGGAUAACAAAUUCUCAUUUCAUACCAAGUAAAUUAAAAUAUUUCCUUAUGAACUUGCAACUUAGUGGUUGGAGUUACACACUAGUCUCUUUCCAGCUUCCAUCUCCCGUUAGAAUGCAGAGUAAAAGUGAUCCGAUUCUAGUCACUUUUGAAAGCGAAGAGUUGUAGGUUACAGCCAAAUUUUGAGGCUGUACGGUGAGAGGAACAGAGUGAGUCUGACAGAUUUUAAGCUCUUUGUAUAUAUGUUUUAUUUUAGAAAUGUAGGAACUGUGCACAAAUAAUUUAGAAACAAAUUACCGAUUCCAAUGCAAAAAAUUUGGCAGAAUAGUGGAGAAUUUGUAAGCUUGUCAUACCUUGAUUUUUUAAAUUCACCUUUCCCCAAAAGAAAGCAACUGCUGCUCUUAGGACAAAGUGUUUGAAUAGAGUAUUCCUGCUUUUGUAAUCCGUUUGACUUGAUUGCUGUUGUAUACUCUUUGAUUUCUUCAAAGCCAAAAGCCCAAGAGGGAUUUCUCAAGUGUUAUACACACACAUUUUGGUCAUGUGUUUGUUAAAAAGGGACAGUUCAACUCAUCAGGCUCUCCUUAACCAUUGUGUGUCUGUUGGUAGGUAUCUGUUAAAUGGUUGGGUGUCUGAAAUUCAGAAUAUCCACAAACCCACCCAGAAGUGACAAAUGCUAAUGUUUUGCCUUUUUCUUUAUCACAUUAUAAAGGGUACUAAACUGUCACAGUUUUCUUUUACUCCUGUCAUCAUCUUCCCGUCUCGGAGACAAACACUCUCCUUAUCCUUGCAUUUAUACUUUUUAUUUUGAAUGGGCAUUUAUAGAAAUACUGUUAUGAUUCUGUUUUUAAAAUGUUCACAUGGUAUUUUGUGCUAGUCAAUCUACAACUUGUAUUCUUAUAAAUAAUGCUUUUAGAAACUAAUCAUGUUGACAUGUUGCUCUUGUUCAUUUUAACUAUAAUAUUCCAUUAUAACUAAUAUCUAGAGUUACCUAGAUCAAUCUCAGUUUAUGCAUUUUGUGCCAGUGAAAAUAUUAAUAGCACUUCUCUGUACCAAACUGGUACUCUUCUAAGUGUAUCAGUAUGUUUGAUGUGUUCAUUGGUCACCUUCAUUAUUAUAUGCCCUGAUUGACCUAGUCCCCUGUAGAUGGACAUUUGUUUUCAACUGCCAUUUUUAUUCCACAGUUGCAACGCUGUGUUUUUUUUUUUCCUCUCUCUCUUUUUUUCUAGCACUUACUUGAAUAUGUUAAAAGAGUGUUUAAACUGUUCUUUGUGGUGUAGCCUCCUUUACUAUCAAAUGCAAGCAAGACUCGGUUAGCGAUGCUGGACCAUGGCAGCCUUUUCUAAUCUCUUGGUCUAUAGCAGUGUGAUGUCUUACUAAUAAGCAUUCUUAAAUUGUGUGGUUAAUUAUUAUGCUAGUCAAGAUAGAUGAAGCAGUAUGUUGAAGUGAUGAUGAUGUUAUGGAAAAUAUAUUAGAAAUAAUUUUGCAUUUCUAAUGGGAAACAAAGUGCUCAGUGCUGUGAAAUAGCUGAGAGGUGACUUCUUUUUAGGCCUCAAGUGGAAAAAUUGUGACCAUAUGUUAGAGUAUUAUAGGCAAAGUGUUAUAGGCAAUUUAGUAGUUACUAGGUCUUUUAAGGUAAUUUAGUCUGUCGCUUGGCUUUAUUUCUUCCCACAUGUUGGUCUAAAGCUGUGGUCUCUUCGUGGUAUACAGGAUUAUCCAUUGUGGCAAAGAGAGAAAAUGUUAGAAUUCCUAUUUAUGUUUAUUUUUAUCCUGUAUACCUAAUCUCAUUGGUAUCUAUAUCAGUUUCCUAGGGUUGCCACAAAAUUGCUAUAUACUUGAUGGUUUAAAACAACUGAAGUUUAUUCUCUCACAGUUCUGGAGGCUAGAAGUCUGAAACCAAGGUAAUGGCAGGGUUGGUUUGUUCUAGAACUUUUGAGGGAGAAUUCAUUCCAUGCUGGUGCUUGUUUCUGGCUUGUCAGUAGUUCUUGGCAUUCCUUUACUUGUAGCAUAUCACUCUAGUCUGCCUUCAUCUUCACAUGGCCAUCUCCCCUGUGAGUCUCUGUCUUUCCCUCUUCUAUCUCUUCUAAGGACAAGUGUCAUUGACCUAGUCUUAUCCCGGAUUAUCUCAUCUAGAAAUCCUUAGUUACAUCUACAAAAGCUUUUUUUUUUUUUUUCCCAAAAAACAUCUCAUUUACAGAUUCUAGGUGGACAUAUUUUGGGAGGUGAGGGCACAGACAGGAUGCAUCAUUCAAACCACUACAAGAAUAUGUAACUACUUUUAAAACUGACAUGGAAGAGACGUGCACUAAAAUUUUGUUCUGAUGGUACACCUUUAUCAAAGAAGCUUGGAGACUUCUAGUUCAGAGAACUGUUUGGGUUGGAUAUACAGUUGGCCUUUUUUCAUGUAAUUAGAUGACCCUCUGUGACAUGAAAAGUAGUGUAAGAGUUAAGACCAGGCAAAGUGACUUAUACCUGUAAUCCCAGCACUUUGGGAGGCCGAGGCGGGCGAAUCACCAUGUCAGGAGUUCAAGACCAGCCUAGCCAACAUGGUAAAACUUCAUUUACUAAAAAUACAAAAAUUAGCUGGACGGGAUGAUGCGUGCCUGUAAUGUCAGCUACUCUGGAGGCUGAGGCAGGAGAAUCACUUAAACCUGGGAGGUGGAGGUUGCAGUGAGCUGGGAUCACACCACUGUACUCCAGCCUAGGCAACAGAGCAAGACUCCAUCUGGGGCGGGGGGAGGGGGGUUGUGGAGAGAGUUAAUUGCUAAUAUUCCCUAUGUUUCUUGUUCUCAGUAGGCUAAUGCACACACUACUGUAUCAGAAUGACCAGGAUUUGGUUUAUGGGCUCCCUUUUAGACUUGUCAGGAAUGUGGAUAGCUAUCAGAUAGACUCAGAUAAUAAGCAUGAGACUUUUGUGCUUCAUAGGCUUUGGCUCCACCACGUUACAGAUACUCAGUGUAAUUCUUGUUCUUGCUAUUUCCUUUGUGUGUGAAUUAGAAGAUUAUAUAAGGUUGCUUUUUGAUAUUUUUCCUGGAUAUAACCCCCUUGUACUUGAUUUUUAGUUCACAGUAGGGAUGAUGAGUACAAAGAUUGGACAUUAUUUUGGGGCCAUUAAUGUAUGACUAAAAUUUGGUCUUUCAUGCUAUAAAGUUUUGUACCAUUUAAAAGCCUCAGCACUUAGCUGGUUCUUGCAGUGUAAAGUAAAUUUAACUGUAUGUUAACAGUCUUAACUUUUUUUUUAACUUAUAAAGAAAAGAGGUUUAAUUGGCUCGCAGUUCUGCAGGCUGUACAGGAAGCAUAGUACUGGCAUCUGCUUCUGGGGAGGUCUCUGGAAGUUUACAGUGACGGCAGAAGGCCAAGCGAGAACUUGCACAUUACAUGGCCAAAGCAGGAGCAAGAAAGAGUGAGCAACAAUCUUAAUUAUGAUCAAAGGUCGUUCUACAUUUCUUAAUUUCUUUUAGACUAAAUAUUGGGGAUAGAGAAGAAAAAAUAUCUUAAGACUUCUGGUUUGAAGAAAAAGAAAUACAUAUAAUCUUAAAUGGGGAAUGCCAAAAGACAGAUACUUUAGUAGCGGAACAAGAAUUAGUUUUUGUGGGCAUUCCAUUCCAGGUCAUCUGUGAGCCCGUGGAGUAGCCAUCAUGAGCUAAGCCCCCCCUCUUAAGUCGAAAAAAUUUAUGGGCAAGAAGUUACCAUUGAAAUUAAAUGGUGGCAGACAUAUCCAAGGAAUAUUGCGGGGAUUUGAUCCCUUUGUGAAUCUUAUGAUAGAUGAAAGUGUGGAGAUGGCGACUAGUGGGCAACAGAACAAUAUUGGAAUGGUGGUAAUACGAGGAAAUAGUAUCAUCAUGUUAGAAGCCUUGGAAUGAGUAUAAAUAAUGGCUGUUCAGCAGAGAAACCCAUGUCCUCUCUCCAUAGGGCAUUUUUUUCUGUGAUGUAACAUUUUCAUAUUAGACUUUUUGUUAAAUAAACCUUUGUAAUAGUAAAAAAAAUAAUUUUUGUGAAAAAGAGGAAAGGUGUGGACAAUUAUAUAUAUAUAUACAUAUAUAUAUAUAUAUCCUAAAAUGAAGUAAAUCUCAGUUGUAACUAACAUUGCUGCAGUCAUUUUAUGUUAUGAAGUCUUUUAAUACAGUGUUAUCUCAUUUGAUCCUCACAAUGUUGGUGAUUUUGUAGCUCCAUUUUACAGAGCAGGAAACUUCAACUCAAAUAGGUUAACUCAUGUUUCCAAGAUUAAAUAAAGUUUGAAGAACUGAGAUUUGAUCUAUGGAAGUUUAGACUCGAUCUAAUCUUCUCCACUGUUUGAUGUUAUUAGGAAUGAAAGUAGUAGACUUAGAUGGGAUUGUACUGUAAAAACCAAGGCUAAAUAGAUUUAGAUGGGAUUGUUUCGUGAGGAUGGAGCAGUAAUACUGUUUUGCAUUUGUAUGUUGUAAGAGUAUUUGCUUUUUCUGUGCUCUUUUCUUUUAGCUCAGCUGUAGUUUGCCUCUGGAUCAUCCCCAGUCAUAAUCAGAGAAACAGUGCUGAAAGCUUCACAGAGUAGCUAAUUUAGGAAAAGGUGUGCAUGUGUGGUGGGGGGAGUGUUUUUGUCUAACACAUUUUCUGUUUUGGUAGUGAGAUCUUCAUUUCUUAACAUCUUUCUUGUUAUCGUUCAUGUGACUUUUAGCUCAUUAACCUUGCUCUCUGCACUGCAUAGUGAAGCACCAUUUCUAAUUUAGUCUCCUGUGUUUAGCUUCUCAGAAGAUUUUUUUUGAAAAUGUUUGGAAGUGUGAUUUAAUUGCAAGGCUGUUUGCACAUUGUCAGUGUGAAAGCAAAGAUGAAUUUCAUAUUUAGACUGUGCAACCUGCAGAUUUCAUUUGUUAAAGCUUCCAGUUGGUAUUCCUGUUCUCUCAUACAUGUGUGCAUAAUAGUAUGGAAAAAAUUUCUGUUUUUUUUUUUUUGUAUCUGUAUUUAUCAGUAUGGUUUAGAUAUGGAAAAGCCUAUCUGCUUUGUAUAUUUGCUCAUUUGGAAACCUUGUAUAGUUUAUAGAGACACUAGUGAUUUGUUCCCUAGCCUCCCUAUGGAUUUUGUUCCAUAUUACAAUCUAAUUCCACCUCCUUGUCCUAUACUCCUGAGCUGUUAAUUUGUACAUUUCGAUGCAGUUUGUUUCAUCCUGUGUUUUUGUAAUCCAAACUGAAUGUAACGAGCUGUGUGCUUUAGGGACCUGGCUUUGCCUUGCCAAUUAGAACAAAGUGGUUACUGAGUAAGAGUAUGUUUUAAAUAAAACAUGGUACCUCUGAGUGGUGCUGACACUCAUUUGGGAAUAAAAGAGAUGGUUUUAACUCCUUGACUCACAAAGAAGAGCCAUUACAAAAAAUCACUUUUUUUUUUUUUUUUUUUUUUUGAAAAGAGCGAUAAAGGUUUACCUCCAUAAAAUAUGGUUUUAUAAGUUUCUUCGGGUAGCUAAAUAAAUGUAAAAGUUUGUAAUUUCAAAUACACUUUUUUCCUUCAUGAUCAUUUGAGAUGUGUUAGCAAAGUUCUCUAAAUUUCUGAGUAUUGAACCAAUGGCUGCUGCUGAAUUUUGAAUUUGUUCAUGUUGAAGAAGGUGAGGGUGUAUGAAACAAAUAGAUGUGUUCUUUUGAUUUUUCUAAUAUAUCAAGCCAAGUUUUCAAUGUAAUGGUGGCACUCCUCCCAGAGAUACUUGAAAAUUAUGAAGAUGAAUGUAGGCUUCUACACAAUCUUGUAGGAAUAUUAUUUUCAGAUAAUUGAAUUUUGAGCCAUCAAUGACUUAAGGCUAUUUCGAAGUUUAGCUGCACUUUCAUCAAACAUUUAAAGCACAGAUGUUUCUGAAUAGACCUUCAUAGGCUAAUAGUUUACUAACACAUCAUAGAGAGCCCCUCAUCAGUUACUUCUGGUUUGCAUCUGCCCUAAAAAUACAGUUCUCUUUUUAGCUGAUACAGCAGAUAAACUCUGUUAUUCAUCAUUGGCAUAAGGAAAACAUAAAAUUUAUUUUGAAGAAAAGGUGGACUGCAUCAAAAUCUUUGAAAUAAAGACAUCAAGGGGAAAACUAGAUGUAGAAAGACUUGGUGAUGGGUUUAGACAACAUUAUAGCAUGAUCCAAGAUGGCUGAUUGCUAACAGCUUGGGAUUGUAGCUCCCAGUGAAAGCGCAGAGAACAAGAGGACACCACGGUUUCAGACGAAUUUUUGUCGCUCACGGACCAGAAGAUUCCCAGUGGAGGAGCCCCAGAAGAUUCCCAGUGGAAGAGCCCCACGGGUCGCCAGCGCGACUCUUGUGGCCGGUGCAGUGGUUUUGCCGGUGCCUCGGAGCUGCAGCUCUUCGUGCAGAGUAAACGGGACUGGUUCCCCUUCUGACCGAUGUUUGGAGCUCCGGGAAGGCAGAGCCACUUACUACGGACUCAAGAAGAAAGCCAGACCGGAGAUUCCUGGGCAGAAGAGCACCAUCAGUCUUAUUGCUGCUGUUUUGGCCGGUGCAGUGGGUUGCUCGGAUUCCAGCACUGGGAAUCAAUAAACCCGACAUCCACUCAGAAACCUAAUUAGUAAGGCGGUAAUUGUAAAGAAGACAGAUGGAUAAAUUUAUAACAAAGGGAAGAAACCAGCCUAAAAAGGCUGAGAAUACCCAAAAUCAGAACCCUUCUUCCUCUACAGGGGAUUACAGUUUCUCAUCAGCAAUGGAACAAGCCCUGAUGGAGAAGGACUGUGUUCCAUUAACCAGAAGUAGGCUUCAGAAGGUGGAUGAUAAGAAACUUCUGGGAGUUAAAAGAACUUGUUCUAACCCAGUGUAAAGAAACUAAGAACUUUGAAAAAAGGUUUGAUGAAAUGCUAACAAGAAUAGACAAUAUAGAGAGGAAUAUAAAUGAACUAAUGGAGUUGAAAAACACAACACGGGAAUUUAGCGAAAUAUGCACAAGUUUGAAUAGCCGAAUUGAUCAAGCAGAAGAAAGGAUAUCAGAGGUCGAAGACCAACUUAAUGAAAUAAAACGAGAAAACAAGAAUAGAGAAAAAAGGAUAAAAAGAAAUGAGCAAAGUCUCCAAGAAAUAUGGGACUGUGUGAAAAGACCUAAUUUAUGUUUGAUAGGUGUACCUGAAUGUGACGGAGAGAAUGAAUCCAAGCUAGAAAAUACUCUUCAGGAUAUUAUUCAGGAAAACUUUCCCAAUCUAGCAAAGCAGGAGAAUAUUCAACCCCUGGUAAUACAGAGAACACCACAAAGAUAUUCCUCAAGAAGAGCAACCCCAAGGCACAUAAUCAUCAGAUUCACCAGGGUUGAAAUGAAGGAGAAAAUGCUAAGGGCCGCCAGAGAGAAAGGUCAGGUUACCCACAAAGGGAAGCCUAUUAGAUUUAAAGCAGAUCUCUCAGCAGAAACCCUACAAGCCAGAAGAGAGUGGGAGCUAAUAUUCAACAUCCUUAAAGAAAAGAACUUUCAGCCCAGAAUCUCAUAUCCUGCCAAACUAAGCUUCACAAUUGAAGAAAAAAUAAAAUCUUUUAUGAACAAGCCAGUACUCAGAGAUUUUAUUACCACCAGGCCUGCUUUGCAAAAGCUUCUGAAAGAAGCAUUAUACAUAGAAAGGAACAACCAGUAUUAGCCUUUCUAAAAAUAUACCAAAAAGUAAAGACCAUCAACAUAAAGAAUUUAUAUAAACAAAUAAAUCAAAUAGCCAGUUAACAUCAAAUGGCAGUAACCCUAAAUUUAAGUCGACUAAAUCCCCCAAUCAAAAGAUACAGCCAAAACCUAAUGGUAUGUUGCAUCCAGACCCAUUUCACAUCCAAAGAUACACAAAGAUUCAAAACAAAGGGGUGGAGAAAGACUUACCAACCAAAUGGAGAGCAAAAAUAAAUAAAUUAAUUAAUUAAAAAGCAGGAGUUGCAAUUCUCGCAUCUGAUAAAAUAGAUUUCAAAGCAACAAAGAUAUAGUGGUAAAAGGAUCAACGCAACAAUAAGAGCUAACGAUCCUAACACCCAGAUACAUAAGACCCAUAAAGAGAUUUAGACUCAACGAGACAGAAAAUUGAUGAGGACAACCAGGACUUGAACUCAGAUCUGGAACAAGUAAACUUAAUAAAUAUUUAUAGAGCUCUCCAUUUUAAAUACACAACACAUACAUUCUCCACUUUAAAUACACAAAAUAUUGAUUGGCCAUUAUUAAUACCCAUUUUUAGAAUAAAGCAAUAUUCCCAUUCUCUCUCCUUCUUUUUCUUCCUUUCCUUUACUCCUUUUUUUCCUUCUUUCUAAAAAAAAAAAAAAAGAAAAAAACCAUUAUAGCAUGUAUUAACUUAUGCGAACAAAAGGAAUGCAUUUCUGUGGAACAGUUCAAUUCAAAUGUAGGAGUAUCAUGUUGGAAAAAAUGUUUCUAGAAAAAUGAGCUCUGUGCUAGAGGAAGCCAGUUAAUUGGACUAAGUUAAACUAAACAUAUGCAUUUCUAAUAUUGUACUGGGAAAGUCUUGCAAGCCCUACUGAUGGUUUGACGAGACAGUCAUUGUAACAGCAUUAUUAAAUGCCCUGUGCUUCAUAUUUGAAGAUUAACUGCCAUGUUGCUAGUGCUUUAAAUUGUCCGGUUUUCUGAGUAAAGAUAUUAAAGUUUAAAUGUGCUAUCAACUUCUCCUUAACACUAUUUUAACCUGUUGCUAAACUGAGAGUCCAGGAGAUUGAAUUUUGUUUAAAAAUAUUUGACAUCUGGCCAGGCGCAGUGGCUCAUGCCUGUAAUCCCAGCACUUUGGGAGGCCGAGGUGGGUGGAUCACGAGGUCAAGAUAUCGAGACCAUCCUGGUCAACAUGGUGAAACCCUGUCUCUACUAAAAAUACAAAAAAUUAGCUGGGCACGGUGGCGCGUGCCUGUAAUCCCAGCUACUUGGGAGGCUGAGGCAAGAGAGUUGCCUGAGCCCAGGAGGCGGAGGUUGCGGUGAGCCGAGAUCACGCCAUUGCACUCCAGCCUGGGUAACAAGAGCGAAACUCCUGUCUCCAAAAAAAAAAAAAAAAAAAAAAAAAAAAAAAAAAAAAAUUGACGUCUAUAGACAACACGGAAUUUGCCAGCUUUGCAUAAAGUAACAGUGUUUUCCUCAACUCAUGGUUUAGGAUUCAGUUGCUGUUAAUUUCCAUGCGUGAAGCAAAAAUUAACGUCAAGAAGUCUUUCUCAAAAAAUUUUUUAAUGCAGGUACUAGGCUUCCAAUGGCAACUGAAAGCUGGAUUAUUAAUUUCUUAAGAGAAAUUACCUGUUCAGUUACUCAGUGUACUUCAUAACUAUUUCUAAACACUGGUUUUGUUUUUUGGAAGUUAGUAGUGUGAUUCCCAUUAAUCAUGUGAUAUUAGGAAAUGGUGAUCAUAGAAUAUCUGAGUGGAAAGAAUUUUAGAGCCCUUUUCUGUCUGAAACAUUGGUAGUCAUUCCAAAUGUCUGCUGAAUUAAUGAGUUGAAAAGUAAACUGAGGUAGUGAGGGUAAAGUGGCUUAUUAUUUCAUCUUUUAUUUGCAUAUUUAUUUAUUCAUUGUCCAAAAUUAUCUGCCUCUUCGUGGCAUCUUUUUUUUUUAAUAAAUAGAGUCUUGCUCUGUCGCCCAGGCUGGAGUGCAGUUAUUCGAUCUCAGCUCACCGCAACCUCUCCCUCUCUGGUUAAGCAAUUCUCCUGCCUCAGCCUCCCAAGUAGCUGGGAUUACAGGCAUGCGCCACCAUGCACGGCUUAUUUUUGUGUUUUUAGUAUAGACGAGAUUUGGUCAUGUUGGCUAGUCUGGUCUCAAAUUCCUGACCUCCAGUGAUCUGCCUGCCUUGGCCUCCCAAAGUGCUAGGAUUACAGGUAUGAGCCACUGUGCCCGGCUGACAUAGUCUUAUUUUAGUUAUCAGUGGCAAUUUAUUUUUGGACACACCAUAUGGCUUAAUCUUUAUAAAGCAAAAAUGAAUGCCUUGUCUAAAACACUGUUUUAUAUAGUUGUCAUAUAAAAUACCUGACCUUGUUUUAGCAGACUUUUUCCUUUUUUCUUGUCAAUAUUUUGAGCUUAUGAAAAGCACAGCCCUUGCUUGAGGGCUUGUCAGACACCUGGAUACCUGAGGCACUGCUGGUUACCACUUCCAGUUAAAAUUCUGUCAGUGAUUCUAGUUGCAUUAUAAAUUAAAAUUCAGAGAAACAGCCCCACCCUAACAUCAGAGUGAUGUUUGGUGUCUUAAAGGCCUGGUGUGGUUUGUUCAGUGGCUUCAUUGAAAGGCUGCCUGUGACUUCUUUCUGAAUUUUAGAUGGAAAUAAAUACAGGAUAUUCAUUGUGGAGGUUCAGAGUGAGAGAAUAAUGGGCAAUGUAAAGGCAUACAAGUUUGCUUUUUAAAAACUGCAACCAAGGGAACCUUUUCAAAGUACACUGUAAAGGUCAAGUUUCUUGUAUUUCCUACUUGAUCUCUAUGUGACUGAAUGGAGGCUAUUUCACUUCUGAUUUAUAAGAUAUUUCCCGGGAUUCAAGGUUUUGUGUACAUCAGACAUUGUUAGCACUUUUGUCUUUUGUGUGGCUCUAACCUUAAGAAGGAAAACAAAGACCCAAUCUGCAUUUUGAGAAGCCCUUCCCUAUAGGCCUUUGUUGCAUAACUCAAAAGAGCAACAACCUUAGAAAAGUAAUUGGGUUUUUCAAAACACAUAAUUAGGAUAUUCCUCCCCAUUCCUUCAUGCACGCUAUGAAGUUACCAGGAUACCCUUUCACUGUGAAGUUAUCAGGAUAGUUAACAAUUGUGACCUGUGGGGGUUUUUUUUUUUUUUCCGGUGUCCUAAUCAUGGUGGGGAGAGAGGGAAGCAUUAAUUUUUUACUAAUUUCCCUUGAAUUCACCAAUGCCUUACUUUCCCACAGCAUUAUCAAAGAAUUGAUGUUUAUGCUGUUUUAGAAACUGGCUUUUAAACAAGUGUUUUUACUAUAACGUGAAUAAACCUUGAGAACAUUAUGCUAAGUGAAAUAAGUCAGUUACAAAAAGAACAAAUACUAUAUGAUUCUGCUUAUAUGAUGUACCUACACUAGUCAGAUUCAUAGAGACAAAUAGAAAGGUGGUUUCCAAGGGCUAGAGGGUGGGGGAACUGAAGAGUUGUUUAUGAUAAAGAAAGUCAGUUUGUGAAGAUGAAGAAAGAUCAGGAGAUGUGUGGUGGUGGCAGUCGUUGCACAACAGCGUGAAUGUACUUAAUGCCACUGGAACUGUAAGAUUGAAAACAGUUACGGUGGUAAAAUUUAUGUUGUGUGCAUUUUACCCGAAUUAAAGAUAUUGAUUAAAAUAGUGUUUACUUUUGAGUAUAGUUUGUUCUUUACAUUUGCCAAAAUCUUUUUGUUUGAAUUUCUUUAAAAAAUCUGUUAACAGGAGAUUAAGUGUAUUUCGUCUUUGUUUUGUGACAAUAAACUAGUCAUCUACAGUAGAAAGUAGAAAAUAAAAAUAUUUCCAGAAAUAAAACUGAGAUUUAAAAACAAUUCAAUUUUUUCCCUUCUUGUAUUUAUCUGUGUAGAUGAUGCCAUAACAGGUAUUAUAUAUGAUUAAAUUUAAAAAGUUGUAGUGGCUUUGAUUUUGCGAAAGCUUCUUUACCUGAAAUAUUAGUUUCCUCAUUUGUCGAAUGGGGGGUUAUUAUACCUCCUUCCCUGGGGAUAAAAUAAGAUGAUAUAGAUUAAAUCUCUUUAAAGCUAUUUUAUUAAGGUACUACCUGCAUGUAGUUUAAAAAGUCAAAAUAUUUAUUACAUGUAACAAAAUGCCCUGCCCUUUCUACUCCCAAGUUUCCCUACAUGCAGUGAUUGAGAGGAACAAUGACUCUGAAUUCUGUCUGCUGUUUCUUCUGAAUUUAUAUUUCUCCAUAUUUGUGAUUAAUGUAUAUAUAUUGCUGACUUUUUGAUUUCUCAGUUGCACACAUUUUUUUUUUUACCUUGUUAGGAUAUAUAAAGCCUUUGUUCCCUUAUGCCCUCUCUCCUAUUCCCCCCAACAUAUUUACAGUGAAAUUUUGGUUAAAUAAUUCUUCAGUAUUUAUGUUUUUAUGGGUAUGUAAAUAUUAUGACAUUGGAACAUUUAGCUUAGUAUAUCCUUUUUUUCUUUUUUUUUCCCUUCUUGGAGGAUUUUCCAGAGAUCUUUCUGCUACUUCUAUUUUAUUGCAUUGUGCUCAAGAAACAUAUUUUGUAUGAUCCUCAUUCAUUUAUUGAGACUUAUUUUAUGACAAAAUAUGUCUUGGAAAAUGUUGUGUUUGUAUUUGAAAAGAAUGUGCAUUCUGCUGUUGUUGAAUAGCUUGUUCUUUAAAUGUCAGUUAGGUCAGGUUGGUUGAUGGUGUUCAAGAUUUUCAUGUCUGUUGAUUUUUAGCUUACUUGUUCUGUCAAUUACUGAGAGAGGGAUAGUGAAAUAUCUGAAUACAAUUAUGGAUUAAAACAGUUUUUAAAAAUAUUUCUGUCAUAUUUAGCUUCAUGUGUUUUGAAGCUCUGUUACUAGGUACAUAAAUGUUUAGGAUUUCUUCAUCUUUAUAAAUUGAUACCUUUAUUGUUAUGGAAUGACUUUUAAUUGCAGAUAAUGUUACUUGCUGUGAAAUUUACCUUGAGAUUAAUUUAACUGUGCUAGCUUUCUUUUGGUUAAUGUUCACAUGGCAUAGAUUUUUUCUUUUUGUUUUCAUUCCAACUUUUGUUUUUAGGUUUAAGGGAUAUUUGUGCACAUUUGUUACAUGGGUAAAUUAUGUGUUACAGGGGUUUGAUUCCCACAACCUCCUCUUUGGGUUCCAUUAAUUUGUUAGGGUGGGCAGUUCACAGAACUCAGAGAAACAUGUUUGUUAAGAAGAUAUUUAAGGGAUACAGAUAAAUAGCCUGAUGAAGAGGUACAUAGGAUGAGGUCUGAAAAGGUCCUAAGCACUGGAGCUUCUGACCCUGUGUAGUUGGGUGCACCACCCUCCCUGCCCAUGAAAGAGUUCACCUUCACCUUCCUCUUGGCCUACACAUGAUCAGCUGUCUGGAAGCUCACUGAAUCCUCUCUUCUUGGGUUUUUAUGGACGCCUCAUGACAUCAUAAUUUCUUCCCCCAGGGUAUAGGGUGAGACCCUCUGUCAGAAAAGGGAGCCGGGGGAACAUGUGCCAGGAACUGUGGAUUCUGGAUAUUAGACCUUUGUUUGACUGCAUAGUUUGCAAAUAUUUUCUUCCAUUUUGUAGGUUGUCUGUUUACUCUAUUGAUAAUUUCUUUUGAUGUGCAGAAGGUCUUGUCUUAGGUCCCACUUGAUUUUGUGGCAAUUGCUUUUAGUCUUCAUGAAAUCUAGUUUUUUUCCUGGAGUUUUAUGAUUUUAGGCUUUAAAUUUAAGUCUUUAUUCCAUCUUGAGUUGAUUUUUCUAUGUGGUAAAAGGAAGGAAUCCAGUUUCAAUCUUCUGCAUAUGGCUAGCCAGUUAUUCCAAUACCAUUUGUUAAAUAGGGAAUCCUUUUUCCAUUGUUUGUUUUUGUUGACUUUUUUUUUUUAGUCAGAGUCUCCCUCUGUUGCCCAAGCUGGAGUGCAGUGGUGUGAUCUUGGUUCACUACAACCUCUGCCUGCCGGGUUCAUGUGAUUCUCCUGGCUUAGCCUCCUGACUAGCUGGGGUUAUAGGCGCCUGCCACCAUGUCCGGGUAAUUUUUUUUUUUUUUUUUUUUUGUAGAGAUGGGGUUUUACCAUGCUGGCCAGGCUGGUCUUGAACUCCUGACCUCAGGUGAUCCACCCACCUUGGCCUCCCAAAGUGCUGGGUUUACAUGCAUGAGCCACCGUGCCUGGCCUGUUGACUUCGUUGCUGGUUGUAGGUGUAUGGCUUUAUUUCUGGGUUCUCUAACCUGUCCAUUGAUCUAUUUUUGUACCAGUACUAUGCUGUUCUGGUUACUAUAGUUUGAAUUCGGGUAAUGUGAUACUUCCAGCUUUGUUCUUUUUGCUUAGGAUUGCUUUAGCUAUUUGGGCUCUUUUUUGGUUUCAUAUGAAUUUUAGAAUAGUUUUCUUCUUCUAAUUCUGUGAAAAAAGUCUUAGUUUAUAGUUUGAUGGGAAUAGCAUGGAAUGUAUAAAUUGCUAUGGGCCAUAUGGCCAUUUUAACCCUGUUGAUUCUUCCUAUCCAUGAGAAUGUUUUCCACUUGUUUGUGUCAUCUCUGAUUUAUUUCAGCAGUGUUUUAUAAUUCUUCCUGUAGAGGUCUUUGACCUUCCUGGUUAUCUGUAUUCCUAGGUGUUUUAUGUUUAAUGUGUGUGUGUGUGUGGAGGGAGUGGGCUACUAUAGAAAUAGGAUUGCAGUCUUGUUUUGGCUCUCAGCUUGGACAUUGUUGGUGUACAGAAGUGCUGCUGAUACUUGUCUGUUGAUUUUGUAUUCUGGAACUUUGCCGAAGUUGUUUAUCAGAUCUAGGAGCUUUUGGAUAGAGACUGUGUUUUCUAGGUAUAAAAUCGUACCAUUUGCAGAAAGUGAUAGUUUGACCUCUCUGUUUAUAUUUGGAUGCCCCCUUUUUUUUUCCUCUUGCCUGAUUGCUUUGGCUAGGACCUACAGUACUGUGUUGAAUGGGAAUGCUGAGAGUGGGCAUAUUUGUCUUAAUUCUGAUUCUCAAGAGGAAUACUUUUAGCUUUUGCCUGUUUAGUAUGAGGUUUGCUAUGGGUUUGUCAUAGAUAGCUCUUAUUAUUUUGAGGUAUGUUCCUUCAGUGCUUAGUUUGUUGAAGGUUUUUAACACAAAGCUAUGUUGAAUUUUAUCAAAAGCCUUCUGAGGCCAUUAAGAUACAUUUAUUGAGAUGAUCAUGUGGUUUUUCUUUUUAGUUAUGUUAAUGUGAUAAAUCACAUUUAUUGAUUUGUGUAUGUUGAAACAACCUUGCAUCCCAGGAAUAAAGCCUGCUUGAUCAUGGUGGAUUAGCUUUAUGAUGUGCAGCUGGAUUUUGUUUGCUAGUAUCUCACUGAAGAUUUUUACAUUUGUGUUCAUCAGGGAUAUUGGCGAGAACUUUUAUUUUUGUGUGUGUCUUUGCCAGGUUUUGGUAUCAGAAUGAUGCUGACCUCAUAGAAUGUGUUAGGGAAGAAUCUCUCUUCCUCGGUGUUUUGGAAUAGUUUCAAUAUCGUUGAUACCAGUUCUCCUUUAUUUGUCUGGUAGAAGUGAGCUGUGAGUCUUCUUCUGGUCCAGGGUUUUUGCUGGGUUGGUAGGCUUUUUAUUGCACAUUCAAUUUUGGAACUUGAUAUUGGUCUGUUUAGGAUUUCCGUUUCUUUCUGGUUCAAUCUUGGGAGGUUUUAUGUGUAUAGGAAUUUAUCCAUUUCUUCGAGAUUUUCUAGAAGAAAUGUGCAUAGAGAUGUUUGUAAUCGUCUCUGAGGGUUUUUUAAUUUCUGUGAGGUCAAUGGUAAUGUCUUCUUUGUCAUUUAUGAUCGUGUUUAUUUGGAUAUUCUCUCUUGCUGAGGUCCCAUUUCUGCCACUUAUCCAUAUACUUCUUCCUGUCAGCUCAAAUGUCUUUGGGGUUCCUGGAGUCUCCUGCAGCUUGGAUUCUAGGUCUAUGGUAAGAGUGAACUACUGCUCAGCUAUUUAACUCACCCCUUCCCCAGGAGCUACUGUGGGUCUGGAACAAGUUCUGGUGCUCAGCAGGGUUCCCAGCUUCCUUCUCCUCUAGCCCAGAGUCUGUGUCCUCCCUCUCUCCACUCUCAGUGUCUUCCUUCUGCAGAUCUGCUUGGAGUGUGCCUGUCUUCUUGAUGGUGUAGUCUUGGUGGGAGAUGCUCUUCCUGGCUGUCUAGUUGCAUGUCUUGGCUCUUCUCUCAUUCAUUUUUUCCAGUUUUUUUCAAUUCUUUACUUUUGACCUGUGGUGUUUUUAUAUUUAAAAUACAUUUCUUCUAGAAAGCAUGUAAUAGAGUCUUGCUUUGAUGUGCACUACAAGUCUUUACUUUUAGUUAGGGUAUUUACAUAAUUUUAUUUAAAUAUGAUUACUGGUAUAAUUAUGUUUAAAUCUCUCAUUUUGGUUUGGGUUUUCUAUUUGUCUCAUCUUUUCUUUUUUUCUUAUUUCCCUGCUUUCUUUUCAAUUAGUUAAACAUUUUUAAUGAUUCUAACAUACCUCCUUUGUUGACUUCUAUUAGUGCUUCGGCUAGGAUGUAUCAUAUAUAUAUUUAACUUCUCACAGUUUGUCAAGUGAUAUUCUGUUACUUCAUAAGUGGUAUAAAACUUUAUAAUAGUUAGUAUACUUUCAUUUCUUUUUUCCAAAUCUUUAUGCUGCUGUUGUCAUAUAUUUUACUUUUACGUAAUUAUUAUUAUUUUUUUUCCUUUUUUGAGACAGGGUCUCUCUCUCUUGCCGAGGCUGGAGUGCAGUGGUGUGAUCAUGGCUCACUGCAGCCUUGACCUCCUGGGCUGAAGCAGUCAUCCCACCUUAGCCUCCUGAAUGACUGGGACUCAGGCACGUUGCACCACACCUGGCUGAUUUUUAAAUUUUUUUUGUAGAGGCAGGGUUUCAGGAUGUUGCCCAGGCUGGUCUUCAACUCCUGGGCUCAAGUUGUCCUCCUUCCUUGGCCUCAUAAAGUGCUAGGAUUACAGUUGUGAGUCAUCACCCCCAGCCUAUAGUCAGUUAUCUUUUUUUUUUUUUUGAAAGAAAGAGAAAGAGGGAGAAAGAACAGGAAUCUUGCUCUAUUACCUAGGCUGGAAUGCAAUCUAAAAAUAGGUAUUAAAAACCUCUUUUAUGCCAAUAAUUGUGCUUAACAGCAGAGACAGGAAGGAACAAGGGAAGAAAAAAACAAACAGCCAACCAGUAUUUCAUUUAAGUCCGUGAAAUGCUAUACAAAUGCUGAAGAGUGAUUUAUUUCCAAUUAUGUGGUCACUUUAAAAAUAGGUGUAAUGUGAUACUGAGAAAAGUGUAUGUUCUGUGGACCUGGGGUGAAGAAUUUUAUAAAUAUUCACUGAGUUUACUUGUUCCAGGUCUGAGUUAUAAUCAUAGAUGUCCCUGUUAACUUUCUAUCUCAUUGAUCUGUCGAAUAUUAACAAUGUGGUGUUAAAAUCUCCUGCUAUUACUAUGCUGGAGUCCAAGUCUCUUUAUAAGUCAUUAAGAACUUGUCUUAUGUAUCUGGGUGCUCCUAUAUUGGGUGCAUAUAUAUUUAUGAUCAUUGACUUCUGUUGUUGCAUUGAUCCUUUUACCAUUAUGUAAUGUCCUUCUUUGUUUCUUUUAGUCUUUGUUACUAUUAAAGUCUAUUUUGUCAGAGACGAAAGUUACAACUCCUGUUUUUGUUUUUUUUUUUUUUGCUCUCCAUUUGAUUGGUGAGUCUUCCUCCAAUCCUUUGUUUUGAGUCUUCAUGUGUCCUUGCUUAUGAGAUGGAUCUGGAUACAGUAAACCAGUGGGUUUUGACUUUUUAUUCAGUUUGCCUGCCUGUGUCUUUGAUUGGGGCAUUUAAUCCAUUUAAAUUUAGGAUUAAUAUUGAUGUUUGUGAGUUUAAUAUUGUCGUUUAAUGCUCACUGGCUAUUUUACCCAUUAGUUGAUGUAGAUUCUUCAUUAUGGAGAUACUCUUUACCUUUUGCUAAGUUUUUGGGAUGACUGAUACUGGUUGUUCCUUUCUGUGUGUAAUGCUUCUUUCAGAAGCUCUUGUAAAGCAGGCCUGGUGGUGAUGAAAUCUCUGAGUGCUUGCUUGUUUGUGAAAAAUUUUAUUUUUCCUUCAUUUAUGAAGCUUAAUUUGGCUGGAUAUGAGAUUUUGGGUUGAAACUUGUUUUCUUUGAGGAUAUUGAAUAUUGACCCCCCCACUCUCUUCUAGUCUGUAGGGUUUCUGCUGAGAGAUCUGCUGUGAGUCUGAUAGGCUUCCCUUUACGGGUAACUUGACUUUUCUCUCUAGCUGCCCUUAGAAUUUUCUUCUUUAUUUCAACCCUGGUGAAUCUACUGAUUAUGUGUCUUGGGGUUGCUGUACUUGAGGAAUAUCUUUGUGGUGUUCUCUAUAUUACCUGGAGUUGAGUAUUGUCCCACGUUACUAGGUUAGGAAAGUUCCUGAAUAAUAUCCUGAAGAAUAUUUUCCAGCUUGGAUUCAUUCUCCUCAUGACAUUCAGACACACCUAUCUAAUGUAAAUUAGGUCUUUUGGCAUAGUCCCAUAUUUCUUGGAGACUUUGCUCCUUCCUUUUUACUCUUUCUUCUCUAGUUUUGUCUUCUGGUUUCAUUUCACUAAGUUGGUCUUUGACCUCUGAUAUCGUUUCUUCUGCUUGAUCAAUUUGACUGUUAAAACCUGUGCAUACUUUGCAGCGUUCUCAUAUUGUAUUCUUCAGUUCCAUUAAUUCACUUAUAUUCCUCUCUAAAUUGUCUAUUUUCAUUAGGAUUUCGUCAGACCUUUUUUCAAGUUUCUUUACAUUGGGCCAGACCAUGUUCUUCUAACUCACAGAAGUUUCUUAUUAUCCACUUUCUGAAGCCUAAUUCUGUUAAUGGAACGCACUCGUUCUCCAUCAUGCCUUGUUCCCCUGUUGAUGAGGAACUGUGAUCCCCUGUAGAGGGAGAGGCAUUCUGAUUUUGGGUAUUCUCAGCCUUUUUACGGCAGUUUCUUCCCAUCAUUGUAAAUUUAUCCAUCUAUUGUCUUUGUAAUUACCAACUUUCAAAUUAGGUCUCUGAGUGGACAUCCAACUUGUUGAUUCCCAGCGCCGGAAUCUGAGCAACCCACUGCAUAGGCUAAAACAGCAGCAUUAAGAUUCGUGGUGCUUUUCUGCCUGGGAAUCUCCAGUCUGGCUUCCCUCUUGAGUCCCUUUUUCAAUCAGCUGAAUGGGUGACUCUGCCUUCCCGGAGCUCCAAACGUCGACCAAAAGGGGACCCAGUCCCAUUUACUCUGCACUGAGAACUGAGGCGCUGGCAAAACUGCCGUGCCAGCCACAAGAGCCAUGCUGGCGACCUGUGGGGCUCCUCUGCUGGGAAUCUCCUGGUCCGUGAGCAACAAAAAUUCACCUGAAAGUGUGGCAUCCUCUUGUUCUCUGCGCUUUGACUGGGAGCUACAAUCCUGAGCUGCUAGUAAUCGGCCAUCUUGGAUCUCUCUCCAAAUUGGGGUAACUUUCAUCUUCUAGAUCCAGAAUUAAAUUGAGACUAAAUAGAGGCUAGUUCUCAGGCUUACAAUUUCAACUGUUUUCUUCUUGAGAACACUUAAAACCUAACCUAGGCCCAUGUAACUUGAGAAGGCAUUCUAUAUGGAAAUAAAUUGCGUUUAUUCAAAAUAUUUUCUUGAAUAUCUACUAUGUUUAUUGCCUUAUAUUAAGCACUUUAGGGAGAAGUAAAUAUAUAGUUCCUACUCUGAAAAUCCUUAAAUUGUAAUUGGGGAGGGUAGAAUGUGUUCUGCAUUUCAGUUCUACCGAUGAAAUGUGUUCUGAAAUCUUCAAGACACCAGUGUAGCAUAUAUCUUUCUUAGCUAUAAAAUGGGGAUAAUAAUAACCCUACUUCUUACAAUUUUUUUGAGAAUUAAUUGAGAUCCUGUGUUAAAUAAAAAUAGUAAAACCACACUGAACUUUAGGCACAUGGAGCAGCCAAGUAACUCAUGCCUAAAAGGUGUCCUGCAACACUGGCAAUUCAGAUUCAUACUUAGCAGAAGCAUUUGUUACAUGCAGUGAACCUUGAAACCCCAAAUGUCAGAUCCUUGAAUGCCAGAUAUUUAGUGUGACAAACAUUUCAGGUCUCUGUUGCUAGCACACAUUCAUAUAUAUACAGCUUCCACUCUGGACAGAAGGCAGUGGGGGAGUACCGUCAGUGAUGUUUGUCUGAGCACGGCAACUUAAUUCCUUUGCAGAACUGGUCACUCUCCAUAAAUUACAUUUUCUUAGUGUGUACACAUUCUGCUGAUGUUCAAACAACUACCUUAGAACCCUGUAGCUGCCUUCCUAUGUGCAUGCCUUUCCUUUAUGAAUAAAGGGAAAUAAAGGGGAAAUUUAGAAAAAGUUGCGGUAUUGACUUGUUUGUUCACUCUAGAGUUACAGAAACAUCUUGUAGAAAGUUGUUACUCAUCUCAAAGUUAAAUGACAAUCAUCUGCUCUGAGAAUUCUUCCCCACUGCCUUCCCUACACUUUGGGGAAAAAAAAUUGGCUGGUUUUAGGGGCUCACACUAGUAACAGCAGCACUUUGGGAAGCCAAGUCAAGAGGAUCACUUGAACCCAGGCAUUUGAGACCAACCUGGGCAACGUAAUGGAGACCCCCCCCCCCAACUCUACAAAAAAUUAAAAUAAAAAUCAGCGGGUGUGGUGGCACGUUCCUGUAGUCUGAGCUACUCAGGAGGCUGAGGUAAGAGGAUUGCUUGAGCCUGGGAUAUCAAAGCUGCAGUGUUCUGUGAUCACAGUACUAUACUCAGCCUGUGUGAUAGAGCGAGACCCUGUUUUAAAAAUAAAUAAAUAAAUAAUUGGUGCUCUUAGGACAUCUGAUUCCAUGACUUGGUUCUUGGACGGCAUUUCGGAUCCUGCCAUGGGCCACCAGAGGGGAGCCCACUCCUCCAAAGAGUGAGUUACUGCUAGAUGGUAGUUGGGCAGUACUCCCUUUGGCCUGAGGUGUCAGUGGACACGAGGUGAGGCUCCUCUGCCUUUGGAAGGGAGAGGGAAGAAUAGGAAAGACUGCAUCUUGUGGUUUGGGUGCCAGCUCAGCCACAGUACAGUAGAAUACCAGGUGCACUUCUGAGGUUUUUGACUCUAGGCCCUGGCUCUGGGAUAGCACCUCUGGCUCCACCAGGAGCCUGGGGGAACUUGCUGCCCUGAAGAGAAGUAUGUGGGUCUGGCUGGCUUUGCUGCCUCCUGAUUGUAGAGCCCCAGGACUUUGAGCAAACAGAGGUGGCAGCCAGGGUGUGGUUAUAGUAGGCCUUGGGUAAAAGCCAGUCCUACGCUGGCUUCAGGUUUGACCCAGCAAAGCCCUAGGGGUGGUGGCCACAGGAGUACUUGUGAAACUCCACCCCCAUCUCCAGGUGGCUCAGAGCAGAGAGAGAGAGAGAUACUCCAUCUGUCUAGGAGAAAUUUAAGGGAAGAGAGAGUCUUUUCCUAUUAAUCCAGUGAACUCUUGGAUUUUGUCCAAGAUUUUCGAGGUGGUACCUCUUAAGAGUCUGCAAGAAACGUAGUGCUCUUGGGCUUGAUGUCCCCCUUAAAUCAUGCAUCUUAGAUCACAACACCCAAGUCCUUUAGAAUACCUGGAAAGCCUUCCCAAGAAGGAUGGGUACAAACAAGCCCAGACUGCAAAGACUACAAUAAAUAUCUAACUUCAAUGCCCAGAUACAGAUGGACAUCUACAAGUAUCAGGAUGAUUCAGGAAAACACAACCUUUCCAAAUGAACUAAAUAAGGCAUCCAGGACAAAUCCUGAAGAAACACAUAUGUAACCUUUCAGAUAGAGAAUUCAAAACAUCUGUUUUGAGGAAACUCAACGAAAUUCAAGAUAACACAGAAGGAAUUCAGAAUUCUGUUAGAUAAAUUUAGGAGAUUGAAAUAACAAGAAUCAGGCAGAAAUUCUGAAGUUAAAAAAUGAAAUUGGCAUACUGAAGAAUGCUUUGGAGUCUUUUAAAGGCAGAAUUGAUCAAACAGAAGAAAGAAUUAGCUUGAAGACAGGCUGUUUUAAAGUAUACAGUCAGGAGACCAAAGAUAAAAUAACAGAUAUGCCUACAGGAUCUAGAGAAUAGCUAUAAAAAGGCAAAUCUAAGAGUUACUGGGCUUACAGAGGAGGUAGAGAAAGAGAUAGGCAUAUAAAGUUUAUUCAAAGGGAUAAUAGAAAACUUUUCAAACCCAGAGAAAGCUGUUAAUAUCCAAGUACAUGUAGCCUAUAGAACACCAAGUAGAUUACCAAAGAAGACUACUUCAAGGCAUUUAAUAAUCAAACUCCCAAGGUCAAGAAAGGGAAAAAUUUCUUGAAAUGAAUGAUAAUGAAAACACAACAUAUCCAAACCUGUGGGUUAUAGGAAAAGCUGUAGGAGGGAAGUUUUAUAUCUAUUUAGUGCCUAUACGAAGAAAGGAAAACUUCAGAUAAACAAUGAUGCAUCUUAACUAAAAAAGCAAGAGCAUCCACAUAGAUGCACUCUGCAUAGCUUUCAAAGAAAAAGGAAAGAAAACAAGAGCAAAUCAAACCCAAAAUUAGUAGAAGAAAAAGUAAAGAUCCGAGCAGAAAUACAUGAAUUUGAGACGAAAACCAAUACAAAAGAUCAAUGAAACAAACAGUUGGCUGUUUAAAAGUUAAACAGAAUAGGUAAACCUUUAGCCAGACUAAGAAAAAAAAAAACCAAAUAAAUAAAAUUAGUUUCUAGUUCUUCAUCUUUCAUCCUGCUUCACCAACACCAGCCCAAGCACACCUGCAAAUUACCAGUUUAAUCUCUUUCUCUUUCCCCUCCCUCCCUCCCUCUCUCCCUCUCUCUCUCCUCUUCUCUCUCUCUCUCUCUCAGAAGUUCACAUUCUCUUUUUGGUGGUUUCCAAUCUGCUUCUGUAGGUGGAAGCCUCCUUUUUUUCCCCCUUUUUUCUUUGACUCUGCUGUUUUUCCUCUGAAUCUAGAAUUUAAAGACAUUAUUCUAUUGAUCUAGGUGACAAGCCCCUUCUAAGAUCUCUCUAUUGGAUAUAGUACUGUAUCAUACUGCAACAGAAUAAGUCAAUAAUGCAAGGUACAUAAGGUAUUAUAGAUAAAUAGCUGAGUGUUUUUCUGUACUAUUCCCAAGAUCUAAAUUAUGAGUCUGUUAUUUUACAAAUCCUACUUUUCUGGAAGAAUUGUCAACUGUUUUUGGCUUGGGCCUUGCCAUAUUUUGUUCUGUUGUAAUUCUGUUUUUCCUUCUGUUUCAUUCUUCCCCUUCACCCCAUCCUCGUUUCUUCUAACUCCUGCAAAAUAAAACAAAUCCUUGAGUCCAAAUCUUUCUCAGGACUUCUGGACUGUUGGUGCCUUUUCAAAGAGCAGGUAAUAUAAUAUAGUAAAAGAAAUAUGGACUUUGAUGUCCUGCUCUGAUGCCUAGCUGUUACAGGUGGAUAUACCCAGGUUCUGCACCACAUGACUACCCUAUCAUGCUGUAAGGCCAGAAGGGGUGCUUGAUUCAUAAGGUAGCCAAUCCAUAGCCUCUGAUGUGUAUGGCUCUUGGGGAAAAUGUGAACUUCUGAGAGAGAGAGAGAGAAGAGGAGGGAGGGAGGGAGGGAGGGGAAAGAGAAAGAGAUUAAACUGGUGAUUUGCAGGUGUGCUUGGGCUGGGCCGUCUUUGGUUGUGUGCAGGUUGAAGAAGAAGACCUGGGCAAAGAGAACAAAGCAGAACCACUCAUAGUGCGAGUGUACAGCCCCUUAGAGACAGCCAGCCGUCUUUGGUUUCUGACCUUGAUCCAGUCCCUGCCAUUAGAUCCCUAUGAGAUGUAUGUAUUCUUGUAUCUGCUGUAUCUUUACUUGAGCCAGGUUAAAUAGAGUACUCUCUUAUAUACUGUGGAGCAAAACCAAAAUACUUACAUUCAAAGAACACCAACGGGUCUAUCAUAUAUUGAGGAAUUCCUUCUCCCAUCAUUUCUCAGUAACUUUACAAUUUUCUUUUAUUACUUUGUGUGAUUUUCAAGACUCUGUGGCUUAGUGAUUAAGGACUUAAGUUCAUAUUAUUUACUGUGGAACUUAGGCAAAUUGUACAUCCUCUCUGAGCCUUAGUUUUCUCUUCUGGGAAAUGAGUGUAGUAAUAGGGCUUAGAUUUCCAUGAGGAUUUAAUGAGAUACUGUGUACAGCAGAUGGUACUGGGUAUGUAGUAAAUGCCCAGUGAAUGUUAGCUUAUUGUAUAUAAAUGUAGGAUAUGAAAAUUAGUCUAUUGUUUUUUAAACUAUCUGUGGUAAAAGACCAGUUCUUUUUUUCUCUCAAACUAUGACAAUCCAAUAUUUUUGUAAAAUACAAUAAAAAUAACUAGAUUUUUAAAAGUACCAACUGUAAAGAUAUAAAGUAUAAGUCCUGAAUUAAUUAUUAUAAUUUAGCAAACUUAUUCUGCCAGGUUAUAAAAUUUUCUAAAUUCUUAUCCUUAAUUUCUCUACUUAUUUUGUUUAGACCAGUAACUACUUAUUGACCAGUUACUGGCCUACUUACUUAAAACAGCAACAAUUUGCAGACUGGCACUGGUCUGUGGACUGUGAGUAGCACUGUCCUGGUGUAUAUAGGCAAUCUCAUGGAUAUCAGAAUAUAUAUGCACUCACAUGUAGUUGGGGAAAAAUACCCCACUAUUUCUGUAAGGUUUUAAGUAGCCAGAAAUUCAUAUAUACAUUUCUUGACCUGGGGGCAAUGUACAAGGGACAUCUGACACCUCUGGAAUUCCUUCCUUAUAUGGUUGUUAUUCUGCUGCUUCCUAGGUGAGGGUUGUCAUUUUUUUUUUUUUCCUGAGUUGUGCUGUUCUUCCCUACUUGUUCUUUACUUCAUAAGGAAACUGUGCUCCCUAAAGGCCAGAUAUUUGUCUUAGACAAAUCAACUGUGCUAAGUAGUUGAGAAUAGGAUACUGAAUACUGCUGUCUUAUGGACUGAAGUGAAGCCAUCACUGGCAGUGUGAUCAGAAUAAUAACUUUUAAAAAAAAUUUGAGACAGGAUCUCUUACACAGGCUGGAGUGCAGUGGCACAAAUCAUGGCUCGCUUCAGCCUUGGCUUCCCUGGGUUCAGGUAUCCUUCCCACCUCAGCCUCCUGAGUAGCUGGGACUAUAGGUAUGUGCUACCAUACCCAGUUAAUGUUUAUAUUUUUUGUAGAGAUGGGGUUUUGCCAUGUUACCCAGGCUGGUUGAGACCAGCCUGGGCUCAGGGGAUCCUCCUGCCUUCCCUAAGUCCUGGGAUUGCAGGUAUGAGCUACAAUUCCUGGCCCAGAAGAAUAACUUGUAAUGAUCCUUCAUGCAACCAGAUUGCAUGGUUGUAGACAAAGGAGAAACCAUAGAAGAGGUUGGCAUUUGCAUUUUCCUUCAAUGCAAAGACAGUGACAGACCGUGAUACAGAAUUGCAAACAGCAGGUUCUAGAAACAGUAACUGUGACUGAUGACUAAAAGUCUUUACAAAUGCUAGCAUGUGACCAGGGUUAGGUAUUUCUUCCAAGUAUUUUAGGGGAGACUGAGCAUUAUAGUAUCAGAUUUUAUCUUCAGAGAAAUUACAAAUUUCAAUUAAAAAGCACAUAUAAAGUGCCAGACAUUGUGUUAAGAUGUUGUAUGUCUCUCACUUAAUUCUCCCCAUAGAUUGAUCCUCAUUAUUCUACUGAGCAAAUGAGAUUUAGACAGAUUAAGCAGCUUGUCCAAGGCAUUCAGUUCAUAAGUGACUGAACCUACUUUUGAACCUAGGUUUGCCAGACUCAUAGUUGGAUUUUCUCGUAAGUGGAUUUUCUGGAUUUACCUUAAAAAAAAAAAAAAUUGCAAAUAACUUUGCUGGAACCAUUUGAGAAGAAGUUGCCAACUUGAUGCCCCAUUACUCCCAAAUACUUUAGUGUUUAUUUUCUACAAGAACAUUUUUUUUGGUAACUAAAAUAAAAUGUCCAAAAUCAGGAAAUUAGCAUUGAUAGAUUGUUAUCAUCUAAUCCCCAGAUUUAAUAUUGUUUUUCAUAGCACAUGUCCCCACAGUGUCUGUUUAUUUCCUUCUGGAACAGUUCCCUAGACUUUUCCUGAUGUUCAUGAACUUGGCACUUUUGAAGAUGACAAACCAGUUAUUUUGUUGUAUUUUCCUUGAUUUUAUUUUAUCAGUUAUUUCCUCAUGUGAUGCAAGCAGUGUACCUUUGCAGUAAUAUCAUAUAUAUUAUGUUGCUCUCAUUGUACUCUGUUGUUACAGGGCACACAUUUUCAGUUUGACUCAUUGCUAAUGAUAACCUCUCUUACCACUUUAUUGGGGUGAUACCUGCUGGGCUUCAGUACUGUAAAGUUACUCUUCUUAUUUUUGUAAUUAAUGUUUUGUGGGAAUGUAUUUUAAAACUAUGUAAAUAUCCACCUUUGUGACACUGUUUACUCAUUAGAUUUGUAUCUACUUAGACUCACAGUUUUCUGUUUUAUUCAGUGGAUUUUGAUCUUCUGUUACCUGUUUUGAUGCCCAAAUUGUCCUAGAUUUGGCCUAUAAGAGUGUCUUUAUGCUUUCUGUGUCUAUUUUGAGUAGUGUCUUUCUUUCUGGCACAAGAAAGAUAUUCUAAGCUCACCUUGUACUUUCCCUAUCCCAGCCCUAGCUCAUCAGUCAUAUCUCUAAGGAGCCUUGGUUCUUUUUAAUGGAAAGAAGUAUUUAGAAGCCAAGAUCUGGGUAAUCAGUGUGCUCAUUACCAUUGAGGUGUUGCUACUUCCACAUCCUUUCAGUGGAUACAUUUACAUUUACCUAUUUUUUUUUAAUGUUUAUUUCUAUAUUUAAAUAUACUGAAAAUUGUGAAUUAGUACUGAUAACUUCAGUUCCAGCCCAGUACCUCAGGAUUCAUUCUAGUUUUCUCACUUUCUUUUUUAGUAUUCUCUUACAACAAGAAACUUGGUUUCCAUUAUCCUUGAUACACUUAAAUGAUUGGUCUUCUUGUAUGUUAUCAACCUCCUGUCUUUGACACUAUUUUCUCCCCUUCAUGGGUGUCCUCUUUUUCCUUUUUGGGUGCUGACUCCAUGUUCCAGACACUUCUUGUCUUUUGAUGUAGACACCCUUCUCUCUCCACAUGGGCUCUUAAGUAAAUUUUCUUAAUGAUUUGAUUGUACUAACACAGUUCUUUUGUUCGGUGUUUUUGCUGCCACACGUAAGUUGUAAUGUUAAAAGUUCUCAAAAAUGAUUGCCCUGCUGGUAGGAGAGCACCAACUAGGAUAUCUAAAUGGGAGGAAUUGAAGAUUAGAACUGAAAAAUAACAUUUCCUGGGAUCAUCCUGGGUCAAUAAUUAGUAUUCUGCAAGUGAUCACAGACUAGAAUUGUUCUUUUGACAAGAAAUCGGGACUUAAUGCUCUGUCUCUAGAAGUCUCAUUAGAGAUUUAGAAGAAAAACAAGUUUUACUGUUCUUUAGAGGAUGUAGAAUGAGAUAUGUUCCUGAGUAGGCGAGAGGGCUAGGAAUGGAUGGGAAAAAAAGAAUUUUUAUUAAAAGUACUAAUUGGAUGAGGCCUAACCAUUGAUAUGAUAUUAUGCAUUCAGUAAGCCAAACAAGAUAGAGAGUUGGGUUAGGGAAUACUAGAUGCAGAGACUCCUCCUUAGAAGGGUGAAAAAAAGCAGACCACCUGACAGAGGAUCGGUAGGAAGUCUGAAGCUGGGUUGUUAAUAUGUAGUUGUGGUGUUGGUAAUAUUUGGUGUGUGCUGCUCCAUUGGGAAAAUAAGCAGUAAGGAUGGCUAGCAGUUACUAUGAGAGAGGCUUUAAAUCUUUUCACAGUGAGAAAUGGAACAGGGAGUAAGCAAGACUGGCACACUCAUUCCCAAGACCACAUGUUUUCUCAGACCAAGUUGAUAAAAUUUAUUCAAACCCUGCAUUAAGAAAAUUUAAGCCUGGGCCGGGCACGGUGGCUCAAGCCUGUAAUCCCAGCACUUUGGGAGGCCACGGCGGGUGGAUCACGAGGUCAAGAGAUCGAGACCAUUCUGGUCAACAUGGUGAAACCCCGUCUCUACUAAAAAUAUAAAAAAUUAGCUGGGCAUGGUGGCACGUGGCCGUAAUCCCAGCUACUCGGGAGGCUGAGGCAGGAGAAUUGCCUGAACCUGGGAGGCGGAGGUUGCGGUGAGCCGAGAUCGCACCAUUGCACUCCAGCCUGGGUAACAAGAGUGAAACUCCGUCUCAAAAAAAAAAAAAAGAAAAUUUAAGCCUUUUCUUUUCUUUUCUUUCUUUCUUUCUUUUUUUUUUUUUUUUAAGAUGGGGUCUCUCUAUGUUGCUUGGGCUGGUUCUAAACUCCUGGCAUGGUGCAAGCCACCAUGCCAAGUUGACCCUAUGUGUUUGAAACACCUAAGAGUGUGUCCAGCAAUCUGGCAACAUUAUGAAUUCCUACCCCUUAAAUUAUUAUUAUUAUUAUUAUUAUUUUUUGAGACAGAGUCUCACCCUGUCACCAAGCUGGAGUGCAGUGGCACAAUCUAGGCUCACUGUGCAGUCUCCACCUCCCAGGUUCAAGCAUUUCUCCUGCCUCAGCCUCCUGAGCAGCUGGGAUUACAGGCAUGCACCACCACGCCCAGCAAUUUUUUUUUUUUUUUAAAGUAGAGACAGGGUUUCACCAUGUUGGCCAGGAUGGUCUUGAUCGCCUGACCUCAUGAUCUGCCUGUCUUGGACUCCCAAAGUGUUGGGAUUACAGGUGUGAGCCAUGGUGCCUGGCCUAAAAUUCUUAAAGAUAUAAUUCAGUGCAGUUAAACAAACUGCAGUCACGUGUCACUUAACAAUGAGGAUACGUUCUGAGUGAACUUCCUUGAGUGAACUUCCACAAACCUGGUUGGUGUAGCCUACUAUACACCUAGGCUAUCUGGUAUAGGCUAUUGCUCCUAGGCUACAAACUUGUGCAGCAUGUGACUAAUACUAUAGGCAUUUGAAACACAGUGAUAAGUGUUUGUGUAUCUAAACAUAGAAAAGGUAUAGUAAAAGUACAGCAUUGUAAUUUUAUGGGAUCACUGUCAUAUAUGUGGUUCAUCAUUUACAGAAAUGUUAUGUGGCACAUGACUGUUUAUGCUAUUUGGAGUAUUUUUAAGCAAGAGAAAGAUGUAUUAGGGAAUCAAAUACAGAUGCUUCUUGAUUUACAAUUAGGUUACAUCUUAGUAAACCCAUUGUAAGUUGAAAAUACCAAAGUCAAAAAAGCACUUAAUAACACUUAAGCUAACAAACAUCAUAGCUUAGGCUAUAACAUACCUUAAACAUACUGUAGUUGGGCAAAAAUCAUCUAACACAAAGCCUAUCUUAUAAUAAAGUGCUAAACCUCUCAUAAUUUAUUAAAUACUGUACUAAUGUGAAAAACAGAAUGGCUGGAUGAGUACUCAAAGUAUGGUUUGUACUGAAUGUGUAUUGCUUUUGUACCAUGGUAAAGUUGAAAAAGUAUGCAACUCAAACCAUUCAAAAUCAGGGAACAUCUAUAUACAGUAGUGGUCAGAACGGUGAUUAACUCAGAACUAAAACGUGUGUGUGUGUGUGUGUGUGUGUGUGUAAUUGGUCCAGUGGUUACUGAAAUUUGCUUCAAUUUUUUUUUUUCUAUUUCACUGUACCGGACUUCAGUAAUUUGGUAGGUAUUUACUCCCUUAAAAUCUGAGGGAAACUGCUUCUUUGAUGGGAACCUUUCUUAGAUUAUUGCUCAAUAUUUAUUUUUAGGAAACAAUCAAAUCCCCUGUGGUUAUUAAAAUAAUUUAGUAUCAGGCCAGGAGCUAGUGACCCCAGGAGUUUGAGACCAUCCAGGCCAACAUGGUGAAAACUCCAUCUCUACAAAAAUACAAAAAAAACCCAAAAAUUCAGGAGGCUGAGACACAAGAAUCACUUCAACUCAGGAGGCAGAGGUUGUAGUGAGCUGAGAUGGUGCCAUUGCACUCCAGCUUGGGUGAUAGAGCUCCCACCCCCAACAAAAUAAGUAUAAUAAUAAUAAAUAAUAAUUUAGUGUCAUUAAAAUCAGAGAAUUCAGAAGGCUUGUUGGGAUUUAAAGUCAUACCCAGAAGAGAAACAUAUAGGUCAGGUAUCAAAAAUGUAUCAGAUUUUUCAUAAUGGGAAAAUAUGAACAGUUGGUAAGUCUGGGUAAAUGGUAUAUGGCAGAUCCUUGAAUUAUGCUUGUAGUUUUCAAAAGUUUGAAAUUAAGUAAAAAUUAAAAGCCGCAAAAGAUUUUGCAUGUCAAGGUUCUAGCCUGUUUCUUCUGGUGUACUGAGAGGCCAGAGGAAUCCAUUCUAGGGACUAAGUAUUGACAGAAUUUGGUUCUGUGGCAAGAAUUACCUAGUGUCCUAACACUAAACACUUUGGAAUCCUUGACUCAAAUUUCAGGACAAGAAAUAAAGAAAACUUGGAAUAGGAUUGGAAUGAAAUCUCCCAGUGAUUAUAAAAAACACUUAGUAUGUGUUGGUUUAGGACUAUCAUUUAUUUUUCCUCAGUUUUUCUGUGAUGAUCCACAUUGAAAAUUUGGAUUAAUGAUGUAGUUUGUGAUGUUGAUAUAAGUGUAUUUGUUCCUGGACAUUUGAGUGAUGGCUUUCAGCAUUAGGAAUAAUUUUUAGUUCUUAUUUGAUCAUAAUUAUUAGUCUCCAUUUUCUGUAAAGUGCUUUACAUUGAACAAAGUGCUUUUGUAGUUCUUGUUAAUUUUCACCCAUAAUCCAAGACCUUUUUUCCUAAGCCAUCUCGUGCCCCAGCCCUUACUUGCUGAACUCUCUUAUUGUAUAUACUGAACACAUUUUUAAAUUGAAGAGAUACUGUUCUGUGUAUCUUGGCAGGGGAAUGAGUCAUGAGUUGGCCAGUGUCUCACUAGUUGAGAUUAAAUUUUUGCUUGUACUUGUUGAUUUGACUGUCUUCUGAGUAGUAUUAGGAAGACAUUCUAAAUUUGUUGUUGAUGCCUGAAGUUUUCCAGCACAUUUCCUUAUGUUGCCAAGUUCUUCUGCAGUGACUGAAUCCACUCUUCAUUCCAGUCAGCAGUCUCACACUUAAUUCCAAGGUUUACUUAAGAUUUUUUUCCUGAAACAGCAAUGCUUGCUUUUAUAUUUGCAUAUUUUUCUCUGUCUUAGUAGCAGAAACAAGGGCUUCAUUUUGCAUCUGUAUCAAAUUCUUCUCAUUGAUAUAUCUUGUCUUUAUUAGUUAUUUUCUAGCUGAGCGCAGUGGUUCACCUGUAAUCCCAGCACUUCCGGAGGUCAAGGCAGGAGGAUUGCUUGAGCCUAGGAAUUCAAGACCAGCCUGAGCAAAACCCCAUCUGUAUAAAAUUUAAAAAAGAAAUGAGCCGAGUAUGGUGAUGUGUGCCUGUAGUUUCAGCUACUUGAGAGGUUGAAGUGGGAGGAUUUUUUGAGCCCAGAAGUUGGAGGCUGCAGUGAGCUGUGAUCUUGCCACUGCACUCCAGCCCGGGUGAUAGAGCAAGACUCUGUCUCAAAAAAAUUAAAAGAAAAUAAUAAUACUUGCUUUCUAAGAUGAUUUUUGGUUGUAUAGGAGGGAAAGAAAAUAUAGAAUAUGAAAGUUAGUUGUAUAUGCUGAGUUUUCCUCUCCCUUCCUUUGGGUUAAACAGCCUCGCUCCUAUUUAUUUUAACCUGUUUGCAAUUUAUUAGGCCUUGUAGGACCCAGCUGUUAUACCUCACUCAGCACAUUACCCAUUUUGCUUUUUUAAAGUGACUGAGGCAGCAGCUGUUCUUGCAGCUCCACACAGAAGGCCCACAUAAAGCUGGGCUUAGCACGAAAGCCCCACUCGAAGAGCAUUAAUUCACCAACCCAGUCUUUCUAUUUUGUUGGCCACUCAAAGUCUAUACUUGCCUCUGUGAGGCUUCAGAAAUAAUGGACGAAUCCUCUGUUAAUGAAAAUACACCCUCAGAUACCACAUACACUUCAAGUGUGGUAUUAGAAUAGCAGAUGUGGCUGCUCAGCUUAUUUUGGACUUUUGUAAGUAUAUGGAAGUGUGAGAAUGUUCAUUUUGAGAAUCUAUAAAGAGUUAGGACUUACAGGUAUGAUUUGAAACACCCAAGAAUAUCUCUUGGAGUCACACACAAUAGCUAUUAUUUUAGUUGAAUGAGAUUGUAUUUAACAGAUUGCUAGUUGGACCAGGUGCUAUAUACUUUAUUCCCUCUCUUCCCUUUGUAAGGCUUUCAGGCCUAUUAAUUUUUUUUGUUCGUUUGUUUUUUGUUUUUAUAACAUUGGGGUAAGUGUUUAUUUUGGCUGAAGGUACUUUAAAUGGGUGGAUGAGUGACAGAUAAUAUUUGUCUUCACUAUUGACUGUAAACUGGGAUUAGAAUAGUUUUUUGUUUUUUUUUAAACAGUCAACUAGAAACAUGUGCUACGAAGUCAAUAAUUAUGACUUUAGUGAAGAUUCCACUUAAGUGAAAAUCUGAAUUAUUCAUGCAAUUUGCCAACAUUUAUAUCCAUUAAUAAAGUGGUAGUUUAUUUUGAAAAAAAAAAAACAAAAAACAAAAAACAAAAAAACUUUGCACUUAGUUUCUGUUGGCAUUUCUCUCCCUCAAGUUCAUUUGUCAACGUUAUCAUGAAUAUACUCUGUCAGUAUAUUCAUGGCGUUUAAUUGUUUCACUGCUUUUUCUUAGUUUCUGAGUUGCUGGUUUGGUAAAACUGUCAUGAUAUUCUUCUCUGUCAGUUUUCAAAUGUUCCAAAGCGGGCAGAACAACUUUGAGUGCCAUAGAUUAUUAAUCGCCCUUUGCAGAGUAGUUAAAUAUACCCAGGGUAAAGGAAAUUUUAUGGGAGUAAAUUCUAUGCUCCAUUCUAGGUUGAUAGCAUUUGAAGCAAAUUUCAUUUCAUUGGUGGGUGGCCUCAAUAACUAACCUUUAAAAAGCGUGGAUUCGUAAAACUGUGUUACAACACCACUUAUGAAAAUAUCUGAAGAACUACAAAGUUGUGAAAGAGCUGUAGCAGUGCCCAAUACAACUUUUUGUAAUGAUAGAAAUGUUCUCUAUCUGUGCUCUCCAACAUGGUAGUUACAUGUGGUUAUUGAGUACUUCAGAUGUGGCUAGUGUGACUUACAUUUUCCAUUUUAUUUAAUUUUAGUUCAUUUAAAUAGCUACAUGUGCCUCUUGGUUCCUGUAUUAGAUAGCACAGCUUUGAAGCAUUACACUGAGUACCUAAGCUAGAGUUUGUGAGAAAAAGUGAUCCUUUGUGAUUUUCUUGAAGGUGAAGGCCUCCAUAUGGCCUGGAGUGAGAAAUUGUUCAUGACUUGUCUUGAUUUUUUCAUGAAAUAAUUUAAGGACUGUCUUCUCCUUCAAAUCUGGGAAAAUUCUGAAAUGUUCUUUCUCAUCUACUUAGAAAGAAUUUACUGUCACUUUCAAUGAGCAAUACAGUGGCCAGUAUAUUGUGUUGUAGGUUUGAUUAGUACUCUAUCUCAGAGAGAGAGCUUUAGUGACCUGAGAGUUUAUUGCCUAUCUGCAGGAAAAUAAUAAACUUUUACUUUACUAAAAAUUGCCAGACUUGGAAGUAGAAAUAGCAGCUUUUGCCUUUCCACAACAAAUAAUUAUUCUUUUGGCUACUUCCCAUACCUGUCACCUUUACCUUCGUUAUUUUCUUUGAAAAACUUUCUACCCACAAGAUUCUGUGCUUUAAGAAAAUUUCAUAUGUAGGAGAAUUUGGGAGUGAUUGUUCACAAUAGUGUUCUUUUUAAGGUAGUCUUUUCAGGUUCCUCUAACUCCUAGCAGCCCUAAAGUUUUGUCAUUAACCUCAAGGUAUUCAAGUUGUCAGUUGAAGAUUAAUCAGAAAUGAAUCUAUGUAAACCAAUGGGAAUAUAGGUUAGUGUACCAAAACAGUAUUUUUUUUUUUUUUUUUUUUUUUUUUUAGACAGAGUCUUGCUCUUUCUCCAGGCCCCAGGCUGGAGUGCAGUGGUGUGAUCUCUGCUCACUGCAACCUCCACCUCCUGGCUUCAAGCAAUUCUCCUGCCUCCUGAGUAGCAAAACAGUAUUUUUUAUCAUAUAUUGGGUGAAGUGAAGCAUACUAUGCCCAAGAAACUGUCCAGUUAGCCAUGAACUGCUGAGCGAUCUUCUCCUAUUUCCAUGUACUUCAUUAUAAGGUGCCUUAGUUUCUGUGCUUAUACUAUCACAGCACAAAAUUUAUUUUUGGGAAGUUUAAUAGAACUAAUGAGAUAACCAUAAUAAUGGUUUCACUCAAGUUCAUUUUGUGACUCAGAUGAAUGGUUCUUAGCAGGUGCUGCAAAAAGGCUAAUUUUGUCUUUUUAUAAAUAGGGUCUCACUUACAGCAGCCUUACUCUAUCCAUAACCCAGAUUACUCCAUCACUGAUAAAUAGGUUUGUAGGAAGAUUGGCUUGGUGGAGGGACUCACUACAACUUUUUUUUUUAAGUCUAAAAGCACUCAUGGUUGUAAUGUAGAAAACUAAGGGAAGUUUUGAAGGGCAUUAUUCUUAUUCAAGACGUGCUUUACUGGUAGUGUUGUAAAUGCUGAAAAAAAGGAGAAAGUUUUAUUAAUAGAGGUAGGAUAAUAGUCUGAAUUAGCUUAUGUGGUUUAUAUUUGAAACAUAUUUACAGUACAUUUAAAAAAUUUAUUGAGGUAUAUUUAACUUGUAUAUAUCCGAGAAAUCAUCACAAUUAAGAUAGUGAACAUAUUUAUCAUUUAUAAAAGUUUUCUCUUGCCCCUUUGUAAUCUUUCCCUCCUAUUUCUGCUUUACCAUUAUCUUAGGCAACCACUGUUCUGCUUUCUGUCACUAUAUAUUAAUUUGCAUUUUGUACACUUCUAUAUAAAUGAAAUCAUACAUUAUUAUUAUUAUUUUUUGAGACAAAGUCUUGCUCUGUUGCCCAGGCUGGAGAGCAGUGGCGUGAUUUUGGCUCACUGCAACCUCUGCCCCUCCGCUGGGUACAAGCGAUUCUCAUGUCUCAGCCUCCUGAGUAGCUGGGAUUAUAGGUACCUGCCACCAGGCCUGGCCAAUUCUUAUAUUUUUUAAUAGAGAUGGGGUUUCACCAUGUUGGCCCAGCUGGUCUCGAACUCCUGACCUCAAGUGAUCUGCCACAGCCUCCCAAAAUGCAGGGAUGCCUUACAGGCAUGAGCCACUGUGACCAGCCUACAAUGUUGAAUAGAGGUGGCGAGAGCAAACAUCCUUUUCUGUUGCUGAUCUGAGAGGGCAAGCUUUUAGUCUUUCACCAUUAAGUAUGAGAUAAGCUAUACGGUUUUCAUAGAUGCUCUUGAUUAGGUUAAGGAAGUCCCCUUUUAUUUCUGGUUUGCUGAAUUAUUUUUUUAAUUUUCAUUUUUUUCCCAAAUCAAGAAUGAAUGUUGAACUUUGUAAAAUGCUUUUUCUUUUCUUUCUUUCUUUUUUGUUUUUUUGGAGACAGAGUCACACUCUGUCACCCAGGCUGGAGUGCAGUGGCAUGAUCUCAGCUCAUUGCAACUGCCGACUCCUGGCUUCAAGCAAUUCUCCUGCCUCAGCCUCCUGAGUAGCUGGGGUUACAGAUGCCCACACCAUGGUCGGGGAAUUUUUGUAUUUUUAGUAGAGACGGGGUUUUUGUCAGUCCGAUCUCGAACCCCUCAUUUCAAGUGAUCUGCCUACCUCAGCCUCCCAAAGUGCAGGGAUUAUAGGUGUGAGCCACCAUGCCCUGCUGUAAAAUGAUUUUUCUAUGUCUGUUGAGAUCAUGUGGUUUUUCUCUUUUAAUUUGUUAAUGUAAGGACUUAAUUACACUAGUUGGGUUUCAAAUAUUAAAGCAAUCAUGCAUUUUUGGAAUAAAUUCCAUUUGGUUGUGAUGCACUAUAUUGUUGGAUAAAAUUUUGCUGAGAAUUUUUGGGUCUAUAUUUCAUCAUGGAUGUUAGUCUAGUUUUAUCUUGUAAUGUCUUUGUCUGGUUUUGUUAUUAGAGUACUUCUGAACUCACAGACUGAAUUAGAAAGUAUCCCUUUCUCUUUAAUUUUCUGUUAGGAGUUUGUUUAGAGUUGCUGUUUUUUCUUUAAAUGUUUGGUAAGAUUCACGAAUGAAGCCAUCUAUACAUGGCACUUUCUUUGUCAGAGGGUUUUAACUGCAAAUGCAAUUACUUUGAUAAAGGUAUAGGGCUAUUCAGAAAUACCUAUUUCUUCUUGAGUGAGCUUGUCUUUCAGUUAAUUUGUACGUUUCCUGUAACUUAACAUAUAUGGCAUGAAGUUGUUAAUAACAUUUCAUUAUGUUUUUAAUAUCUCUAAAACUAGUGAAGACGCCUCUCAUUUCUGAUAUUGAUAAUUUGUGUCUUUUUUUCCCCCUAGUCGGUCUAGCUAGACGCUUAUCAAUUUAUUGGUCAUCUCAAAGACCCCUCUUUUGGUUUCAUGGCUUUUUCUCUUUUUUUGUUUCUUGACUUUCCACUUUAAUCUUUAUUAAUUUCUUCUACUUUGAGUUUAAUUUUUUCUUAUUUUCUUCUUUCUUAAGGUCAGAACUGAGUUUGAUUUGACAUCUUUUCUAAUAAAGAUACUUAAUGCUAAAAUUUUUUAGCUCGUUACUGCUUCAGUGGCAGCCUACAAAUUCUGCUGUGGUGGUGUUUUAAUAUCCAUCUCUGCUAAUUCUAACAUCUUCAUCAGUUCUGAGUUGGUCAUGAUUAUUCUUUUCAUGGUGGGUCAUGUUUUCUUAAAUCUUUGUGUAUUUGAUUAUCUGUGUUUGGGUGGCAGAUAUUGUGAGAUUUACUUUGUUGGGUGCCACAUAUUUCUGUAAACCUACAAAUCUUGAGCUUUGUUCUAAGAUGCAGUUAAGUUACUUGGAAACAAUUUCAUGUUUUGGAUGAAAUUUCAUUUUUUGGCUUGAAUGGGGUGUGUGUUUAAAGGUGGGUUUGGGGAGGUGCUCAGUAUGGAGUUAACUGUUCUCUACUUCCAAGAUUAGACCUUCUUGAGUACUUUUUGCAAUAGCCCUGAAUUAUGAGUUUUUCCAGUCUGACAUUGGGCAUAGGCCCUAUUCCUUGCCUUCUCUAUGUGCAUGUCAAGCCCUGUCAAAACAAUCCAUUAUGAUGGUUCUCUCCCUGGCUGCAGAUAGUUUUUUCAUAUGCAUGUACUGACUUGUACUUGGCUGAAUAAUCAGGACCCUCUCCUCAUAUACAACUCUUUCUUGCAUGUUUUUCUGUUCUGUGAACUCUUGCUGCUUUGUUCUUGUCAGGGCUUUUAGCUCAUUUCUUUAACUCAGCACGUCUGCUGAGUAGGCCCAGCUAUAUAAUUAGCAGGGCCCAGUGUAAAAUGAAAAUGUGAGUCUUUAUUCAAAGUUACUUAGUUUCUUAAAAUUCUAAUUUUAAUCAGAUCAUUAAAACAAGCCCUACACCCUUCUGAGCUGCAGCUGCACAGGUUACAUGGCUACCAAAGCAGGACUGCUGCUGGACUCCACUUCACAUUCCCUUCUCUGUUGCAUGGCCCAGUAAUUCUCUCCAGUGCAGUUAGCCAAGACAGUUGUAGGUCUCCUUUGUUUCCUGUCUCUUAGAGGUCACUGUCCUUUUCUUUGCCAGAUGUCCGGAGUCAUGAAAAUUGUAAUUUUUGUCUGUUUUUUUGUUUGUUUUUUUGUUUUGGUUGUUUCAGGCAAGAAGAUAAAUCCAGUCCCUGUUAACCUGCCUUGCUUGGAUGUAGUCGUUUUUAGUGUACAUUUUGUUUAAGGACUUUGUAUCUGCUUUUGUGUCAAACUAGGCACAAAUUUCUCUAUUUGGCCUCUUGGCUUGAUGCCUUGUUUAGAGCUGUUUGGGUAAAAUCUCUCGUAUCAUUUGCUGAUCUGUUUUCCAAUUUGUUUUCCUGGUAACAUCAACUCAUUUUCUGAAUUGUAUCACUUGAUUUCAAGCAAGUGUUAGCUUGGUGCUUGAAAUCAAGCACCUUUCUACUGCAUUUAAAUGCAAACUGCCAAUGGGUGAGGACAAUUCUCUUUUUCCACUUUCUGUAUAGUACAUUCCCUUGCAGCAUUUGAUCGGCAUUUGUGCAGCAAGGUAUUAACAGCUUUUCAGAUAUACCCUGCCCUAUUAGCAAGAAUAUACAGUGAUACAAAAAUGAAUUUGUCAAGAGUUUUAUGGCUUCAUGAUCUAUCAUACAAUAUUAAUCCUGCUGCAGUUUGUUAUUAAGUCAUUUUUCAUCUCCCCUCAAAUUAAUGUUGACGUUCUAUUACUGGAUUUGUUCUUGUCCCCAGAUUAAAACAUAAAGGAAAAAAGUCUUCCCUGCUACAAUAUUAAAAUUAAUUGUAGGGUAAGCAGUACCUAGCUUGGUGAAGUAGAUUCCUGCUGGAAAAUUUAUAACGGGAAUUUAUUUCUCUGCUUUCUAUUUGUUCUUGUGCACAAAAAAGCACAAUUGGAAUAUACUUCUAAGGGCACCAGGAGAACAUAGCAAGGAGCAGGGGGUAAAUUUAAAGUACAGAGUUUUCUAAAAGGGAAAUGAGAAAUCAGCAGUCUGAGCCUAAGGCAACCAUAACUUAGCUGGUACUUCCAGCCUAGAGGCUGAUAGAGACACUUGUGGUGAUAGAUGUAUAGGUAGAAGAAUUUGGGCUGACUUAGGAUACUCUUUUGUUCAUAGGAAUAACUUGUUUCUUAUAUUUAGAGACAUUUGGGGCACUUAAACAUGAUGAGGUCAACACUUAUAAAUCAGAGUAUGACCUUGUUCAGAUGUCUGGAGUGAGAAGACAGUUGUUAACCUUUGUUUCAAAAUUUGGACUAAGUGAUGCUUUUCUGUGAAUGUUAUUUAUUUAAAGUAACUAUUUUUACCCAUAUUGAAGCUGGGAUCAGCUUCAUGUCUAUGACCGCUGUAAUGAGAUCUUAGGGUAUUGUGAAUUUUGGUCAUGGUUAGGUAGGUGCUUUAGAAUACUAAUUGUUACUGUAGGAUCAUAGAGUUCUCAAGAAGUUUUGUUAUAAAUUCUAAAUUUAAAAUAUUUAUGUAAUAUGUAUAAAUAUAUAUGUAUAUUUUUGAUGUGAAACACCAAAAUAUAUAUAGAGUAUGACUUUAGGUGGUGGCUUAUGGGGAAAUAAUGUUAUUUAAAACAUUUUUCCUUGUAGAAAAUCAACAUGAAUUGUGUAAACCAAAAGAGUAUCUGAGAAGUCUCAGUCAAUUUAGGAAGUCUGUUUUGCUAGGGUUAAGGAUGCACCUGUUACAAAGCCUCAGAAGGUCCUAAUUACAUGUGCCCAAGAUGGUUGGGGCACAGCGUGUUUUUUAAUACAUUUUAAGGAGACAUGAGACAUGAAUAUAUAUAAGAUGUAUAGUGGUUCAGUCUGGACAGCUCAAAGUAGGGAGAGGGCUUCUGGGUCCUAAGUAGGUAAAUGACAGUUUCAUUCUUUCCAGUUUCUGAUAGCCUUUCACGGAAUAGGCAACUUACAGAAAUAGUCAUUUAAUAACUUAGUCUGGCUUAGUGAAACAAUAGCACAAAGGAAGCAAUCAGAUAUGCAUUUGUCUCACAUGAGCAGAGGGAUGACUUUGAGUUCUGUCUGUCCUUUGUCCACAAGGAAUGUCCUUUUGGGCAAAUUUGUAGGCCAAAGGAGUUAUGUAGCUUUUUUUAAUCAUUGUAGGUAUCUUAUUUAGGGAUAGAAUGAGAGGCAGGUUUGGCAUAUGCAGUUCCUGGCCUGACUUUUUCGUUUUGGGGUCCUGAGAUUUAUUUUCCUUUCACAGUUGUACAAUAAAAAUUUAGCCAGCUAUAUAUAUAUAUAUAUUUACAUUUGUAAAUGACAUAAGCAGUGGAGCAGCCUUCUAGAGGGUGAAAGAUGAUGGAAAUACAGUCAUGUAAUAUACCAUCCUUAGAGUGUGGGUUUUUUUUUUUUAAUAAAGUUAAUUGUAAAAUAGCCUCAGGCAGCUCCUUCAGGAGGUAUUCCAGAAGAAGGCAUUGUUACCAUAGGAGAUGAUAGCCUGUUACUGCCCCUGAAGACCUUCCAGUGGGAAAAGGUCCUUGUUGAGGUGGAAGACAGUGAUGCUGAUGAUCCUGGCCCUGUGUUAGCAUAGGCUGACGUAUGUGUUUGUGUUGCAGUUUUUAACAAAAAGUUUAUAGAGUAAAACAUGAAAUAAAAAUGUUUUAAAUUAGAAAAAAGCUUAUAGAAUAAGGAUAUAAAGAAAAUAUUUCGUAUAGCUGUACAUUGUAUUAGUGUUGUAAGUUAAAUGUUAAUACAAAAGAGUCCAAGGUUUAAAAAAUUUAAGUUUAUAAUAUAAAAAAUUACAGUGAGCUAAGGUUAGUUUAUUAUUGUAGAAGGAAAAACAUUAAAAAAAUAAAUUUAGUGUACCAUGUGUACAGUUUAUAAACCCUGCAGUAAUGUGCUGAGCACAUUUACUGACUAUUCACUUACCCACAGCACCUUCUAGUUCUGUAAGCUCCAUGCAUGGUAAGUGUCCUAUAUAGGUGUACUAUUUUUUAUCUUUUUUUUUCCUUAAGACAAAGUUUCACUCCUGUUGCUGAAGCUAGAGUGCAGUGGUGUGAUCUCAGCUCACCACAACCUCUGCCUCCCAGGUUCAAGUGAUACGCCUGCCUCAACCUCCCAAGUAGUUGGGAUUACAGGAGCUUGGCACCAUGCCAGGCUAAUUUUUAUUUUUAGUAGAGAUGAUGUUUCUUCAUGUUGGUCAGGCUGGUCUCAAACUCCCAACCUCAGGUGAUCUGCCUGCUUCAGUCUCCCAAAAUGCUGGGAUUACAGACAUGAGCCACCACUGUGCCCGGCUCCCCCACUCUCCCCACUUUUUAAAACAUCUUUUAUAUGGUGUUUUUACUGUACCUUUUCUAUUUUCAGAUAUGUUUAAACAAAUACCGUUGUUUUAUAAUUGCCUGCAAUAUUCAGUACAGUAACGUGCUUAUACAGGUUUGUAGCCCAAGAGCAAUAGGCUAUACCAUGUAACCUUAAAUGUAUAGUAGGCUACACUAUCUAGAUUUGUGGAGUUCACUCUAUGAUGUUCACACAGCAAUGAAAUUGCAUUUUUCAGAACAUAACCCCAUUGUUCAGCAACACAUGACUGUACUUUGGGCAGUGCAGUGAAAAAAACUGAAGGAUAAUGAUUUAUUUCAUGAUUGCAUCAUCCAUCAGUGUAGGUGAUUCCAUCAUUUUUCUUGUCCUUAUUUUAUGGUCUUUUUGAAAGCAUAUUAGAUAUAAUUGAUGAGUAGUGGUAACUCUCUGAAUGAUGAAAUGUUAACAUGUUUCAAGAUAUAGGAAAAGUAAGAUCACUAAACUUCUAUAAUGUGUCUUUAUAAAAUGAGUCAGAUGGACCAGUAUGGUAAUUGCAAGACAGAGCGUUCAAUUUCUUCCAGUGACUCAAAGAAUAAAGGUUAUGAAAUGCCAAUUCUUACAAUUAGUUAGAACUGCUGAGAAAGAAACUCAAAAUUAAAAUUGAGUCAGAUGAACUAAGAGUUAAGAGCUUUAAAGGUAAAACUUUCCAGGUUUCCCGUUGUACAUAGGAGAAGAGGGAACAUAUUAUCAGUGCCAGAGCCAUGGGUUAGAAUGGAGGCUCAGAUGUGCGGUCUUAGCUUUCACAUUCCCUCAGGCUGUACUAGAAAGCAAACUAAAAAUUUGAACAACAUUCAUUUCCUUAUGAGUUCCUCUAUAGUUGAUGGUAGAAUGUAAUGAUGGUGCUUUCUGAAAACCUUUAAAUUGUAUUUGAUUAUAUAAAUUGAACAAAACAGUAUUUCACUGCUUGUUGGCAGAAAUCUUUAUCUUAAAAGUGAUUUAUUUAAAACUUCUACUGAAGCCCAGUGGACUUCCACAUCCUAGCAUCCAGGUGUCCAGUACUCUUGUCUACAAGCAUGAGCUACUCUUCCAGAGUCUAAGGCAGGAUUCAGCUAGAUCCAACUAAGCUGGUCUGAACAAGUGGAACGGACCAGUUGUAGUUGUUGUCAGUGCAUCUCCCUUUUGAGAUUAUAGAAGCCCGGGACUUAGUCUGUUAAUUAUCAGAGAAGUCAUUGCUGUAUGUGUUAAAUGUUCAUGGGGCUACUGCAGCAGUUAUACUUUUUUCAGCAGUCUCAAAAAGUUGAAUAUGAAAAUUAUCUGAAAAAAUUAAAAAGGGAUGGCUUAUUUCUGUUCAACUAUAUGACUUCCAGUACUUGAGUUUUAUUUUCUCUCAGUCUCUAGCUUAUUAAAUAAAGAUCUGGAAACUAGGCAAUGAGUGUUCAUUGAGCAUCAGGUAUGUAAGGCACUAGAGUAAUGUGAUACUCAAGGGAAUUCUUUUAUUAAAAAAAAUUUAGCAUCCUGACCAACAUGUUGAAACCCCGACUCUACUAAAAAUACAAAAAUUAUCCAGGUGUGGUGGCACGUAUCUGUAGUCCCAGCUACUCGGGAUGCUGAGGCAGAAGAAUUGCUUGAACCCAGGAGGCAGAGGUCACAGUGAGCCGAGAUUGCACCACUGUGCUCCAGCCUGGCGACAGAGUAAGACCCCGUCUCAAAAAAAAAAAAAAAAACAAAAAAAUUUAAACUGAGUGUGGUGGCAUGUGCCCAUAGUCCCACCUACUCAGGAGGCCGAGAUAGGAGGAUCAUUUGGGCUCAGGAGUUUGAAGCCAGCCUGGGCAAUGUAGCAAAAUAAAAAAUAAAAUAAAACAAGCAUUUCUUUGUAAUGAAAUAACUCAGUUUAACAAGUAUUGAUACAUUAAGAUCGUAAGCUCAUGCCUGUAAUCCGAGGAUUUUGGGAAACUGAGUUGAGCGGAUUGCUUGACCCCAGGGAUUUGAAACCAGCUUGGGCAACAUGGCAAAAUCCUGUCUCUAUUAAAAAAAAAAGAAAGGCCUGGUGGCACUUGGCUGUGGUCCCACCUACUCUGGAGGCUGAGGUGGAAGGAUUAUUUGAGCCCAGGAGGUUGAGACUACAGUGAGCCAGGAUUGUGUUACUGCACUCCAGCCUAGCUACACAGUGAUACUGUCUCCCCAAAAAAAAAAAACAUAAGUAAAGUUUAGGUUGGUGUUAUUACUUAAGGUUCACAGUGCCACCAGCAUAGUAGAGCACACGUAGUUGAGAAAGAAAAAAGGAACAAAUAAAGGAGAAUUAAGUUAGAAGAGGUAGAUGAGACAGGAGAGGCAGAUGUUUGUCAAAUUGUGAAGCUAUGUGAAAUUUGCUUUUUAUUAUUCUAGUCUCUUUUAUACCUGAAAUAUUUUGUAAUCUCAGGUCCAUCCAUCUAACAAGUCUUUAUCAAGCACCUCCUGUGCUAAAAGCAUUGUGUUGCUGUCCAAAGACUAAAAUAGAUAACCAGCUCUCUCAGGGACAUUUGUAUUUUAAAAAGAAAACUCAAAAGUAGAUAGACAUUGUCUGCAGAAACGUUUGAUUUGGCCCGCAGUAUUUUCAAAGUAGGGGAAAUAUCAAAUAAAUUCUGAGUUUGGCUUCUUUUUACAAAAUACACAGGUUUUUCCUUUCUACAUUGCUUUGUGAUUCUGGUUGCCAGGAGUUGACUAGAUAUUGCCCUUUAGACUGGCAGGCAUCCCUGAAUUUGCCAGUCUAAAACUACUCCCUGUUGUCCUGAACCUAGCUUGCUUUACUCACUUAUGUUACCCACCCUGUCCUUUAGACAUUUAAAUUUGUGGUCUUUUUCCUUAAGUGUCUGAGCUCUCAUGGGGUUCAUCACCUAUUACCUAUGUGAGGAUUUAAAUGGAUUUUGGGGUGGUGGCAGCGGUUGCAUGUUAUUAUAGACACCAGAAAUUAUGUUCGGUAAGCCACUACCAGUACCUGCUAUCCAAAGAAUUACUUUCCUUAGGGAGUGAAGAAAUAACCACCAGAUUUUCUUAAAUGAGUUGUAGUUUUUUUAAUCCUUAGUUUAGUAGAUAAAAAUAAGAGUUUAAAUUAGUAAAAACCUGACUACUCUACGACCCCCUGUCUGUCCAGCUUUUUUGUUGACCUGGCUUUUAAAAUUACUUAUUUAUUUUUGCAUUUUGGCAGUUCACUUAAUUUACUCUUCUUUCUCUGUUUAAGAAAAUUCAAUCAUUGUAGCAAAGGAUGCGUCUCUGAAGAAGGCAGGAAUGUUACUUAACUACCCGUACAUAACCAGGAAGGAGUGUAUUUUCCCCUCAUUGUUAAUAUAGUGGUUAAAAGCAAAUUUGGUUUUUAUUUCAUAAUAUUGUUCAGCAGCCAGAUUAAAAAGCAAUUAAUACUUUAAGUAUUAAAACCACAGUUAGUUUUGUACCAUCCUAAUAAGUGACGAUUUUAUCAGUGGAAAAAAAAAUUGCAAUGUUUACUCAGUGUUCCAGGUACAGGGAAUACAAAGAUAAGUAAGACAUGGUCUCAUUCAGAUAGCCCACAAUUUAUCAAUGUUAAAAUUUACAUAUCCUGAAUAUAGGGCAGUGAUUUAUCUCUGAGAAUUAGUAGCCUUGAAAAUAUUUAAGAAUAUUUAGGCUGGAAUAGGACUUUACUUUGAAUCAGAUUAUGUGAUUCCUCCUGUAAAAUGUGAAAUUUAACCCCAGUUCUAGAAAACAAUAUAAAUACUCAGAACAAAGGAGCAGGGUCCGAAAGUGGGUGGCCACGGAACUCUGAGCAUGAGAGAAAUUCAUUUUUGUGAUACACCGAGUCAGAGGUUGCAGGUGGGGAAUACAUUUCUAGAUUUGGAAAAAAAUGUUUUAGUUUUGAAUUUGCUUGAGAAGUCCUCCUAAGUAACAUGUUCUAGCCUUUCUUUCAAUUAGUGAGUAUUGCCAAAAAUGUUUACAAUCAAAUAAGAAGUUAGCAGUAGGCAUAGAAUUUAUUUUAUAGAAUUUUGGACUCUGGAGUGAAUCGUUCUGAUUAAGAUGAUGAUACCUAUACUUGUGUAUAUCAGUGGGACUAUAAACCUGAAUAAACCUAAAAAUGUAGUAGGCAUCUCAAUAAAGUGAUUGUCCCCUUUCAAAUGGUUUUUCUAACUCACCUGCAGAAUCUUUGGAAACUUUAAAUAUCCUGGCCCUGCCCCAGAAUUAAUGCCUGAGUAAGCACUGCUGUUCUACCACAGAACUUCUGAGAUCAUUUGUUAGCACUUUGUUGAAUCACAAUGGAGAGGGAGGAAGAGGAGCAGGAGCCAGAUACUCAGGUUGGGGUGACAUUUCGACUUUUCGGAAAGCAACACAGAUGUAGUGACCCUCAGUGAUGGUUUGUUUGGUCUCAGCUGCCCUUCCAUUAGAAAGUUGGGAUUAUUACUGUUGGACAUGCUUUCAAAAUGAAAUAUCCUCUUUAAAAUAAUCUCUUGAAUGGAUUUAGUAUUUUCCAGAAAUAAAUUCUGAGUUUCUCAGACAAGUCUAGAGCUAUUCUAAGUACUUUCAUAUUCUUACUCUUACAUAGCAUGUUUUAAAAACUACUGGUUAAAGUUAUUGGAGUUAGAAGGAAAUAUUGUAUAAAUUAAAAAAUGUAAAAAAGUUUUUAAUGCUGCCUUAGAAGAAAUAUUAAUUUUGCCAAUAAGUAGAAAAAACUGGAAGCAAAGUUUCCAUAGUAAUGUUAUCUUUGCACUUACACAGCUGCAUUAUUACUACCCCAUUGGACUGUGUGAAUAAUGCUUUUUCCUAACAAAUGUAGAAGCACUUAGGAUUCUUUCCGUAUCGCUGCAUAUGAACAUUAAUAGUGUUUUCUAGUAAGCUUGUAAAUAUGUGGUCUCAGUAUGUGUCUCCAGUUUGACCUUUACGGUUUUGUUCCUGCCAGACUUUGUCCUUGCUGUGGUAUCUCGCUACUUUUCCUCAUCUACAGCCCCUGCCAGAAAUGUCAUUGCUCUGAAAAUUUUGUGUUUUGUUGUUCUAUGUCUCAAUUCCUAAUUAUGGAUUAUUUCCCCCCAUGUUGUUCAAGCUGCUCAUUUCCUCUCAAUAUAGCUUCUGUUUAUAAACUUACUGUUGUUUUGCAAAAUUAAAAUAUACUGCUUCCUAAAUGCUUACUCGGCUCCGUGUCUUUGAAGUCAGCCUCAUUCCGAGUUAAAACAAAUAUCUAACACUGAUUUGUCUUCAUAGUUCUGCUAGCUCUUGUUCCUGUUGGUUGUUUAAGGAUAUGGCCUUAACUUAGGUUCUUAGCUCCUUCUUUCCUCCCUCCUUCAACAUUAUUGCAUAUUUGCUCUAUGUUAGGGAAUCUUUUCGUCUCCAGAAAUAGAGCAGAGAGCAGCUUCCUGAGUGGUGUGCUUGUUUGCAUGUUUUUUUAAGGGUCUAGUUUUUAUUCAUUCCACAAAUAUUUAGCUGAACAUUUUUUACUUUCUUUUUUUUUGAGAUGGAGUCUCGUUCUGUCACCAGGCUGGAGUGCAGUGAUGCAAUCUCAGCUCACUGCAACUUCCGCCUCCCUGGUUCAAGCUGUUUUACUGCCUCAGCCUUCUGAAUAACUGGGAUUACAGGCAUGCGCCACCACGCCCAGCUGAUUUUUUUUUUUAUUUUUUUAAUUAGAGACAGGGUUUCACCAUGUUGCCCAGGAUGGUCUUGAUCUCCUGACCUUGUGAUCCACCCGCCUCAGCCUCCCAAAGUGCUGGGAUUACGAGGGUGAGCCACUGCGCCUGGGCUUUUUUUUUUUUUUUUUUGGAGAUAGGGUCUUGCUCUGUCCUUCAGGCUGGAGUGCAGUAGUGUGGUCUCAGCUCACUGCAGCCUUCACUUCUCGGUUUCAAGCAAUUUAGCCUCCCAUGUAGCUGGAAUAUCAGGCACCCGCCACCAUCUCGGCUCAUUUUUUUGUAUUUUUGGUAGAGACGGAGUUUCACCAUGUUGGCCAGGCUGGUCUCAAACUCCUGACCUCAGGUGAACCGCCUGCCUCGGUCUCCCAGAGUACUAGAAUUACAGGCGUGAGCCACCACACCUGGCCUAGCUGAACAUUUAAGGUAUACUUGAUACUAUCCUAGCAUAGGAAUAUAGCAGAAAGUCAAACGGGCAGUCUCUAUCUUAAAAUACCAUAGUCUGGGUGGCUAAAACAAUAAAUUUAUUCCUCAUACUGAAGGCUGGGAAGUCCAUGAUUAGGUUCUGGCCAGUGGGUUCCUGGUGAAGACCCUCUCCCUAGUUUACAGACACCUUCUUGUUUUGUCUACAUGGCAGAGACAGAAAGAGAAAGAUGUCACCUGUCUCGUUUCUUUUUAUAAGGGCACACUGAUCCCAUUCACUAAUACUGUUCAUAAGAACUUUACCUUCAUGACCUAAUUAGCCCCACAAGUCACCACUUUCUAAUACCAUCACAUUGAGCAAUAGGCUUUAACAUACGAAUUUUGGGAGGACACAAACUUUCAGUCUGUAGCAAUAGAUUAAGAUCAACCCAUAUAAAUUAGCUGGGGAAAGAGUGUUAGGCAAGGGUGACACCAAUUGCAAGGGACAUGAAGCUGCAAAUGUUGCAAGAUAUGUUCAGGAACAACAGAAAAGCCAGUGUUGGCUGGCACAGUAGUUCUUGUGAUUUUAUUUGCAUUUAAAUCUGGAAUCCAUUUGGAUGUUAAUGAAAUGCUGUUUCUAGAAGAAGGCUGUUGAAGCGAUACCCUAGAAAGUUAGGAUGCAGAGCCAGAGGCACAGUGCUCACCUCAUCUGGGACAUGGAGCAGUUUUCUUGAAGAGUUUCAAGAAAGGAUACAGUAAUGGAGACUAGCCUUGUCUCUUGCUUCUUACGUUUAUCCUCUGGGAGGAUUUCAUUGGCUGUUACUGGUAUAGCCCAAGGCAGUGGUUCUCUGGCUUAAGGGCUGAAUCAGCGUCAUCUGGAGGGCUUGUUAAACUAUAGACUGUUAACUAAGUCCCACCUCCAGAAUUUGACUCUCUAGGUCUGGGGAAGAGCCAGAGAAUUCAUUUUUAGCAAUUUUUCAGGUGAUGGUGAUAGUUCUGGACAAUACUUUGAGAAUCACUGGCCUAGGGUUUCUGAGCUUAAGCUCUGGAAUCGGAGGUUUGCAUUCAAAUUCCUGCUCUGGUAUUUACUAGACUGUGAUUUGGGGUACUGUUGUAUGUGUUUUCCCCCCCACCCUGCUUAAGCCACAGUUUGCUUUUCUUGAACCCAGGGCAUGUACUUCCUAGAGCUGCUGUGAAGACUAAGAGAAAUACUGUAUUAAUAGCACAUAAUUCAAACCUGGUAAGUAGUCCUAGUAAAUAUGAGUCACUGGUGCUUUUACUGAGCUCUUUUUGGUCAGAGUGUCUGACCCAGUGCUGCUCAAUAAAAAUACGUAACAUAAUUUUAAAACUUCUAGUAGCCAUAUAAGCAAAAUCAAAACAAGACAAAAUAAACAAAUAAUUUUAACACAACAUACAUGAAAUAAUUGUACAAUAUCAGUAUAAAAUGAUUAAGGUUUUAAAAUAUUAUUUUCUUUAUACUAAGUCUCUUAAUUUGGCGUGUCUUUUGUACUUAAGCACAUCUCGGUUCAGACCAGUCAAAUUUCAAAUGUAUAAUAACCACAUGUGGCCAAUGACUACUGUUUCUCAUGGUGCCAGUUUAACCAGCACUCUUUCUCACCCUUUCCUCUUGGCCACCUCCAUUAAAGAUUCUUAGUCUAAUUAGUUAUAGACAUGGAAGUAAACUUGUUUUAGUUAAUGCAGGAAGAAUGACCCCAGGCAUGGCAGACAUCCUUGACAGGCUUUUCUGUCUCUUAAAUGUUCAGUCAGGGCUAAGAGUUUGUUUUCCUGGGAGUCAGUUUUCACUAAAGGAUGUAAUGUCACUUAUAACCCAGUGUUCUUUCUCUUUUUUUAAGUUAUGUGGGUUUGAGUAUUUCCCACUAGAGAAGGGUCUCUGGAAACCCCAGGAGUCUAAGGAAUAACCCCACCUGAUUCUUAAAAGCUAGUCACAUAUGCUAACAUUGAUUUCCAGAACUCAAGUUUCUUGACUCAUUGGAGAGGCAUUUUCCUUCUAGGUCUGUGGAGACAGUUGUGAAGGAGUAUCUCCUUAGGACUUGUGAUUAUUUUUAUUUUAAAUUUUCUUUGAGAUAGAGUUUUACUCUGUCACCCAGGCUGGAGUGCAGUGGUGCAGUCUCGGCUCACUGCAACCUCUGGCUCCCAGGUUCAAGUGGUUCUUCUGCCUGAGCCUCCCGAGUAGCUGGGAUCACAGAUGCCUACCACUGUGCCUGACUAAUUUUUGUAUUUUUUGUAGAGAUGGAGUUUCACCAUGUUGGCCAGGCUGGUCACGAACUCCUGACCUCAGGUGAUCUACUUGCCUCAGCCUCCCAAAGUGCUGGGUUUGUUGUAGUUUUAAACAGGGAAAUUUGAUUUGCCCCUGUUUUUCUGGACAGUAGCAUAUUUCAAAGUCAUGUGUUAUACUUUUGUUUUUAAUGAAGUAUUCAUUUAGCAAAUAUCUGAGUACCCACUGUGUGUCUGUCACAGUUUUCUUAUGCUUUACAGACCUUAUUUUGGAGUUUCAUAUUUUUCAGUGAUUGUUGUUUAAUCUUUUAGUUUUUGUAUUGUAAGUUACUUAUUGAAAUCCUACCAGAAAGAGUUUUGGUUAUUAAACUUAUAUUUGUUGAGCAUUCUUUUGACAUUUAACCCAUUUGAAAAUAAAUAUAUGAAAUGUUAAGAUUUUCUUGCCUAUGGUGGUAAGUCAUGUUUGAUAAUACCUUUAAAUUUAUAAAUGGGCGAUAUGAUUUGCAUUUUUUUUAAAAUAAUACUCUUGCUGACUGGCCUUUUAAAAAUUGGGACUUGUAACUUAUGUAACAAGGUUUGAAAACUGUGUUGUUUUUUUAGACUAGGCUUUUAAAUUCAUUCACCCUUGAAGGGCUCUCUUUUGAAUUUGUAUUUCUAGGCAGUAUUUCCUAUGCUUAGAAAAAAAAAAGAACUUUAUAUCUUUGGUGCCCAUCAUGUAUCAGCAUUUAAUUUAUCUUUUGCCGCUGCGAGAAAAGUAAUGAUGAUUUAGGUGUGCUUGGCAAAAGAAGCAAAAACUAGUAGUGCAAAUAGAUGAGAAGACUGGAGCUCCAACAUCAUUCUUCCCCUCUAUCAACUUUAUUGUUUAGAAAGAUUCAAACCUACAGGAAAGUUAAAACACUAGAACAAUGAAUGCCUAUAUAUCUUUCACCGAGACUGACCAGUUACUCACAUUUCUCCACAUAUGCUUUCCCUCUUUUCUUCUCCAUUUUUUUGCUGGCUUGUAGCUGGUUGCAAACAUUGACAUUCCACUCUUAAAUUCUUCAGCAUAUUCUCCCCAAGAAUAAGGAUAAUUUUACAUAGACACAAAAACUAAAAAAUAUGUAAUACCUAAGAAAAAUAAUAAUAAUUCCAUAACAUUGAAUGUACAACCCCAUUCAGAUAUCUUUAAUUGCCCCCCAAAUGUUUUUUAUUGUAGUUGUAAAACUAAUCCAAGAUUCAAUCAAGGUUCAAGUGUUCGACGAUGUCUCUUUAUUUUAUUUUCAUCUAUGCUGGUUCCUUUGACAAUUUUUGUUUGUUUCUUUGUUUUUCCUAACAUUAAUUUUUUUUGAAGAGUCUAAGCCUGAUCAAAGUCUGUUUUAUACAGUGCCCAACAUUCUGGAUUCAUCUAAUUGGUUUCCUCACAGUUCAGUUCAGCCUAAACAUUUUUUGGCAAGAAUACUAUUAGAUGACACGCAUUUGUUACUGCAUCACAUCAAGAGUUCCAUAACAUCUGAUUGUGCUUCUCUUGGUAUUGCCACGUUUGAUCAUGUGCUCUAAGUUGAUGACCACCAGAUCAUUUCAUUGUACACAUAUAUUUUUCCAUCUACAAUUACUAUGUAAUCUGGUGAGUCCAGUCUCUCUUUAGGGUUAAAUAUUUUGUGGUUAAGAAGUAUCUUUUCAAUCAAGGAAAAAAACCCAGGUUAUUUAAUAGCCUAUGUCACAUAUUUAAAAUCUCCUUUAUGUGACAUAAUGAAACCAUAGAGCUAAAAAUAUAACCUUCGUUGAUUUCAGUUUACUUUUAAAAAAUGAUUGAUUGAUUGAUUUAGAGACUGGGUCUCGUUCUGUCACUCCGGCUGGAGUGCAGUGGUCCCAUCUCAACUCACAGCAACCUCCACCUCCUGGGUUCAAGUGAUUCUUGUGCCUCAGCCUCUCAGGUAGCUGGGAUUACAGGUGCAGGCCACCACGCCCAACUAAUUUUUGUAUUUUCAGUAGAGAUGGUGUUUUACCAUAUUGGCCAGGCUGGUCUUGAACUUCUGACCGCAAGUGAUCUGCUCACCUCGCUCUCCCAAAGUGUUGGGAUUACAGGCAUGAACCACUGUACCUGGCCUGUUUUAUUUUUAAAGAGACGAUUUUUCAGCCGGGCGCGGUGGCUCAAGCCUGUAAUCCCAGCACUUUGGGGGGCCGAGGUGGGUGGAUCACGAGGUCAAGAGAUCGAGACCAUCCUGGUCAACAUGGUGAAACCCCGUCUCUACUAAAGAUACAAAAAAUUAGCUGGGCAUGGUGGCGCAUGCCUGUAAUCCCAGCUGCUCAGGAGGCUGCGGCAGGAGAAUUGCCUAAACCCAGGAGGUGGAGAUUGCGGUGAGCCGAGAUCGUGCCAUUGCACUCCAGCUUGGGUAACAAGAGCGAAACUCCGUCUCAAAAAAAAAAAAAAAGACGAUUUUUCUCCAAAUUAUUGAUAACCUGAACUGUUCAUUGUUACCAAUAAAGUGUGUAUGCACAUUGCUCACUUCCUUUAAAAACUCAGGAAAUUUUUGUCUUUACAGACAACAUGAUCUUUUUUUAAUUUAUUUUUUCUUUCUAUUUUUUUAAUUAUACUUUAAGUUCUGGGGUACAAGUACAGCUCUUGUAGGAUUUUUACAUAGGUACACACAUGCCAUGGUAGUUUGCUGCAUCCAUUCCCCCGUCAUCUACAUUAGGUAUUUCUCCUAAUGUUAUCCCUCCCCAAUCCCCCUACCCCCUACUAUCCCUUCCCUAGCCCCCUCCAAUCCUCCAACAGGAACCGGUAUGUGAUGUUCCCCUCCCUGUGUCCAUGUGUUCUCAUUGUUCAACACCCACUUAUGAGUGAGAACAUGCGGUGUAAAAACUCAGGAAUUUAAAGUAGAACAAGUUUUCUGAAAUGUUUCAUAGCUUGCCUUUACCUUACUCAGAUCAAAAUUGUCAUGUGAGGAUUAUCUUAAAUGUAUAUUAUACAACACAGUAGUAUUUUUGUUUUGUUUAGCAUGCAACUCUAAAUUCUUUUGGCUUUUUGUCAUAUUUCCAUUUUUUUGCAAAGUUACUGAAAUCCUUGAAUGAGUGAAUGUUACCAACAAAGAUGAAUCAUUAUUGAACUACCACUCAAACAGGGUAUAUCAUAGGACCAGUAAAAGAAUUGGAUUUCUAACUUUUUUAAAAAAUGUUUGCAUUUACUUACUAGAACUAUGUUUCCGUGGUUCAAAGAACAAGUUGAUGGAGUGAGAGUGUGUGUGUGUGUGUGUGUGUGUGUGUGUGUGUGUUUUGGCUUCUGUUAGAAAACAAUAAGAUUACAUAACGAUUAUAAUGUUAUGAUUCUGAAGAUUGGAGUCAAUGGUGGAAAAAUUCUUAACAUAGGACAGCAGCUUAUUUCCCCUCCCAUAGUGGACCAAGGAAGUGGGAAAACACUCUUGUUUUUAUUUUUCUUAGAAUGGCUUCGACUCACAAUCAGCUUAGGCAGACCACCUGGUGUCUGCCUGUGAAUGGGAAUAUUUAUGAACAGUCUGAAGCAGUUCUUAAGUGUCCACUUCUUUGAUAAAGAGAGACUGCUUAUUUCAAGCUCAGACAUUACUAUUCUCUCAGAAAUUGCCGGCCAACACCCCCCUCAUAGUAGAAUGACUAAUUAUGAGCUGCAGUCUUAACAUUUUUCAUUGUUUUGAUGUUGUAUGCUUGGCAGGGUGUAGAGUACUUCUUUACUUCUUCAGGGUGUCUGUAUUUAUCAAAUACAAUGUAGAUGCCUUUAUAAUAUUAAAUAUGUGAUUUGUAACUCUUACUCUCCAAUUUCCAUCAAUAAAGCAUAGCUGCUAAGUUACAACUCAGGCUGGAUUAAGCAGUUUGUUUUAUUUUGUGGCUCACUAGAGUAAUUUGAAAUAAUGAAGAUUUACCAAGGAUAGAAGGCCAGAUUUUUGCAGGUGCUAUUCAGUGUCUUGUAAACAAACAUUAAUCUUUAGUGGUCAGAUAUCAUGCAAGUCCCCCCAAAUUUCUGGUGUGCAGUAGAGAUUAGCCCAGAUGUUUCUUAUCUGGGAUGGGGGUAAAGAGAGGGUGACCCUGAUGAUCAUGCUCAAGAGUGUUGUCUUUAGCUGAUCCAGUGGUUCUGACUGCCUUUGUUGCAGGCCAAUGGUAUAGCAGUUGAGCAGAUCCUUUGAAUAUGUCAGUGAAUGAACGAAUGAGAGAGUAAAAGUUGAGGAUAAAAUCAGAGAGGUGAUGGCAUGAUAAUGCUGGAGACACCUGUGUGAGAAUAUUAAUUCUGUGGGUGUAGUAUGCCAUGUCAAGGCAGCUGUUGACUCUUGGCAGAUCCUGUUAACCUGAUGUUUUUUCUUCUUUUGAGGUGAUCUUCUUAGUAGAAAUUUAAUUUUAACCUCCUUCUUAAGCUGAGGGAAAUUAAUCUAGGGUGUUAGUCACAUUUAUAAUUGUAGGGGGCAAGCAUUUUAGAAGAACUUAGUGUUUUCAAGCAUUAAAUUCUCAACCCAAGUUGUCUUCAGCAACCCAAGGUAUUAAGUCCAAAGAGCCCAGUCUCUUGGUUUCUUGUGCGCAUAGGUUUUGGGUUUCUAUUAAUGAGAGGUUCUAGAGUAAAACAGAUAUACCCUUUUGGAAACUUGCAUUAGUAACAUACAAUGAUAAUUAUUUCUUUGCCACAUUGUUGCAAAAUUUAAUUUUGCAGUGGGAAUAAAAAAUGUAUAAGAAUUCAAUUGAUAAAUACGUAUUAAUUGUUGCAUAUAUAUGUUAUAUACUGUGCUUGGCGCUGGGAAAUACAAAGAUGAGUAAAGCAGGGGCUCUUCCUUAAAUUUUAGUUUUUAAAAAACCUUUUUAUGAGCACAAAAAGCAAAACAAACACAAUUACAAAGUAAAAUGAUUAAAAGUAUAUUUGAAAUAUCAAAAUGUCAGCAGGUGAUUUUAUUUUAAAAGAUACUAUCAAAUUAUUCUAAAUUUAAAAAUUUUAAAUGGAAUUUAAAACAAUGAGAGUCGACCCGGUGCAGUGACUCAAAACGCCUGUAAUCCCAGCACUUUGGGAGUCUGAGACAGGUGGCUCACUUGAGGUCAGGAGUUUGAGACCAGCCUGGCCAACAUGGUGAAAGCCCAUCUCUACUAAAAAUACAAAACAAUUUAGCCGGGCAUGGUAGCAGGCACCUGUAAUCCCAGCUACUCGAGAGGCUGAGGCAGGAGAAUUGCCUCUGGGAGGUGGAGGUUGCAGUGAGCUGAGAUCCCUCCACUGCACUCUUCCCUGGGCUGCAAGAGUGAAACUCCAUCUCAAAAAAGAACAAAAUAGAUAGAUAGAUAGAUAGAUAGAUAGAUAAAUAAAUAAAUAAAUAAAUAAAUAAAUAAAUAAAAGAGCUAGAAAAAAGAGACUCUUAUCUUACAGAAGAAAAUGAAUUUUAAGAGCAGAUUUUCAAUGGUUAUAGUUUUCCAUCACCAGACAGAUAAUAUAUGCUGCUGUAAGAUUAUAUUGAUAGUCUUCACAGUAUUUCUCUUCAGCAUUAUCUGAUCAACACAUACAUGAAUGGAACAAUAAAACGUAAAUUUAUCAUACACUAGUUAUGCACUUUUUAAUUAUCACAAAAGUGUAAGUGUCCCCAGUUUGACUGGGGAUUUGCAGAGGUUGUUAACCAUCUCACAGUUAACAGAACUAAUAGUUUAGCAGAGCCUAGAUACAAGCCAAGCAGUCAGAUCUUUAUCCAACAUUUCCUGAGUUCAGUUAUUAUUAGCUGCCCUUUACCCCGCAAUAGGUUCUGUUUUUUUUUUUCUGCUGAGUAUGUUUUGGAAGAACCUGUAAAACUCUAAAAUAAAGGGAUACAUUAACUUUUCUUUAGACUAAUAUUGUAAAAGAAAAAAAUUAAGGAACAUUUUCAUUAAUUGUAUUUCCUAAAUCAUUUUCUAUGUAUUUUCUUUCAGGUUCUUCCUAUAUAUAUGUUUUCAGUGUAUAAAUAUAUUUGUAAUCUUAUAUUCUACAGUAUCAGACAUUUCCCAUGUUUCUAUUUUGUUUUCCAAUUAUUUUGAAUUGUUACAUACUAUACCAUUGAGUAAUUUAUCCACCUUUGCUUAUCUUCUCCUCUACUUUUGGGAUUGUUUUGGUUGUUUCAGUUUUUCAUUAUUACACAUAACAUAGUAAUGAACAUUUUCUGCUUAGAAUAUUUUUCUUUGAUUGAAUUAUUUUUGUAGGAUAAAUUUCCAGAAAAGAGUCACCCAUACUCUUGAACUUCAUAUGCUAGUUUGUGCCUGGCGGUACCUUUAUUAUGUGAAUUAGGUAGGGAGAAAUAAAAUUGCAGAAUUAAAUGUAUUCUAUUCCUUGUAAAGUCAUUUUGCAUUGUACAGUCGUUUUGCAUACAAAUGGUAGAAGGGGGUUGAGUUAUUUAUACUAUUAUUUCCAUUGGGGAAAGUAAGAAUUGGGGAGAUAUAGGCAGUAUUAAAUUAGAAGUGCUUUAACAUUAUCAGUCUUCUUCUUUGGUAUAGUCUGGCAUAUGAUUCCAGGCCCUUUAAGGAAAAUGAGAAUGGAGGAAAGAAUAGCACUGUAAUGAUAGAAGAGGUUAAGGAAUGCCUGUUAACUCUGAUGAUAAGAAUUAUGAUGGAUUCGUCAUUCAUACAGAAAGCUAGGAACUUAGCUCAGAUACAUGCAUAGUAUGAGAGACAGACUCAAAUAAAAAUACACAGGCAGUUCAUAUUAUAUGUAAGGAUAUGCAAGGAGGGAGGGAAAGCUGUUAGGGUAAGCUUGUAUGCACUGUGAAGCACCUCUGUUGUUCCUUGUGCUUCAGGUCAAUUAACUGAAGGUGCUUUGUGUCAUGAGCACUGUUUCAUUCAUCCUUUGAAUCCUAGUAUUUACAGUGUCUGACACAUAGUAGGCCCUUAAUAAUGAUAGUAAAUGUUUAUUCGCUUUAGUUGAAUUCAUAGGUGAGCUUUGAAAAGAGUGCCUAGCACAUGUGCAAUGAAAAUUGUGCUGAGAAAUUGAGCUUCUUGGGCAGAUGCACCAGUUUGGUAGGGAGAGACUUUGGUGACUUCAGUGUAUAGGUAGUUGAAUUGAAAGAUUGUCCAGGAGGAAGAGAUGGUGUUAACUGCUUUAUUGAAAUUUCUUUUGAAAACUUAGGUUCACACAAAAACCUACAUAUAAAUGUUUAUAACAGCUGUAUUAUGAUCUCCAGAAAAUGGAAGCAACUAAAGAUGUUCUUCAACAGGCAAAUGAAUAAACAAACUGUAGAAUAUUAUUCAGUAAAAAGAAAUAGGCUAUCAAACCACAAAAUGACAUGGAUGAAUCUUAAAUGCAAAUUACAAAGUGGAAGCUGGUUUUAAAAAGCUACAUUCUAUAUCAUUUCAUUAGUCUGACAUGGAAGAUGGGAAACUAAAGUAAUAGUGUAGAGAUGAGUGGUUGCCGUGAGUUCAGGAAGCAAGGAGGAUUGAAUAGGUGAAGCACAGGGAAAUUUUUAGGGGAGUGGAAUUAUUCUGUAUGAUCCUGUGGAAGAGUGGGUACAUGACAGUUGUCAAAACAUACAGAACUUUUACAGCACAAAGAAUGAAUUUUAAUGUAUGAUAAUGAAAAAAAAACUUUUAGGAGAUCCCAGGAUAGAAUUGCAGAAUGUUUUAAAACAGACUGUAUUACAGAUGUAUGAAAUAGAUGUAAUGUGGGGGGUGGCGGUGAGGAGGUUGGCUGGGUAGAAAAAGUGCUGAAUUAAGUAAAUUUGGAAAUAAGUGGAUUCUGAAAGACCAAAGGCAAUAGGACCUGCACCUGAGUAUUGUGUUCUAUUUGAUGAAGUUGUUUUUCAUGGUAGUAUAGGUUAAUAGUUCUGAUAGUGCUAUACAUGUAUACUGGAAUUGAGGAAUUAAAUAAAUGGAUGGUAGAAGCUAGAUUUCUCAUUGUUUGGGCGGGUAUUUACAGAAGAGUAACGGGAGGAGGCUAGAAUGGUCUUUGUGGUAAUGAAUUAGAGAAGGCUAUAUCAGUAAUGUGGAUACUUAAUGUGGAUACAGAAAUAUUUACAGAGAUGAAUGUAUACACAGAUUGGUAUAUACAUUAUUUUCUUGCUCUGUCUGCUGAGAGGGCCUAGAUCCAGCAGCGAUUAUACGUAGCACCUAGAUCAUGUUUUUUAAUUAACAUUCUCCAGGAGAAGGAACUAAAGCUCUUGGAGAAGUGGUCAGUUCUAGGACUGGAGUAGGAAAUACACAAAAUGAGCUUUGAACAUAUUGUAGUGCCAAAAAGUAAAGAAAUGCUUUAAAGAACCCCACAAUGAUGGGGUGUGUCAGAAGGACACAGGAGCCAACUAACUGAAGAGCUCCCAUUGGCCAAAGCUGGAAGGAACUAUUUGAGCAACAAAAUAAAAUACUAACAAGUUGUAACCUUAAGUAUAGAAUAAAUAUCCAUGAGUCCAUACUGAUAUUUGUUUAGUGACAGAUAACUAAAAGGGUGAGAAAGAGAUAAAUUUGCCAUGUAGCAUUUCAAAUUAUUUAUGUAGAUACUUUGCAAGGGGAGCCUGACUCUCUGUUCCUUAAGUGUGGGCUGUGCCUAUGACUUCCAAAGUGUGCAAAGGGAGGGAAAGUAACUUUAAGGGAGAAACCUGACAAACUCUGCCUCAGCCAGGUGAUCAAGAUUAAUAUCAGCAGUGAUAAUUCAUGUUGAUUAUAUAUACCGUUGGUGUAUGAUAUGAUGAGAAUGGCCUCUGUGAUUGUCCCCCAAUCCUAUUAAUCCAGUAUAACCAUGAGAACAAUGAGAUAAACCCAAAUUGAUGAGCACUGUACAAAAUACCUGACCAGUACUCUUCAUAAAUGUCAAGGUUAUCAAAAAGAAGGAAUAUCUGAGAAACUGUCACAGCUAAGAGGAACAUAGGAGACACAACAGUUAAAUCUAAUUGGUGGUGUCCUGGAUGAGCUCCUGGACUGGAAAAAGAACAUUAGAUAAAAACUAAGGAAAUCUAAACAAGUAUGGACCUCAGUUAAUAGGGUGUCAGUAUUGGCUCAUUAAUUGUAACAAAUCUCCCAUAGUAGUGUAAGAUGUUAAUGAUAGGGGAAAUUGGCUCCUGAGUAUAUGGGAAUUCUCUGUACUAUCCUGGCAACUUUUUUAUAAAUGUAAAACUAUUCUAAAAAAUAAAGCUUUAUAGAUUCCAUUGAUUAGAAGGAAAAUAUACACUUUUUUUAAAAAAGGAAAAUACUUCUGGGUAGCAGGUAGAAUUGCUUUUAUUUAUCCCUCUAAUGGAAUUUAAACAAAAUCUUAAAAAGUAAAAGUAAAUUCAGGUACCAAACAAACCAAAAGGCUUCCUGUGAUGAUCCUGAGAAGUUCCAAGAUGAUCUUGAUCUCAGAAUGAUACUGAUCACUUGCGAGACCCAUAGCGUCUUCCAUUAAUUAAAUAUAAAUUCCUGUAAUUCUGUUAUUGAGAAACAAACUGGAUUUUCCAUGCCCUCCAAAUAAGUUUAUGAACGAGUGAGAAGUUUUUAGAUCCUGAAUGUAUUAAUUCAUUCUCAUGCUGGUAAUAAAGACAUACCUGAGACUGGGUAAUUAAUAAAGGAAAGAGGUUUAAUAGACUCACAUUUUGCCAUGGCUGGGGAGGCCUCACAAUCAUGGCAGAAGGCAAAGGAGAAGCAGAGACACAUCUUACAUGGUGACAGGUAAAAGAGCUUUUGUAAGGGAACUCUCCUUUAUAAAACCGUCAGAUCUCUUGAGACUUACUAUCAGGAGAACACCCCAAGAAAGACCUGCCCCCAUGAUUUAGUUACCUCCCACUGGGUCACUCUCAUGACACAUAGGAAUUACAGGAGCUACAAUUCCAAGAUGACAGUUGGGUGGGGACACAGCCAAACCGUAUCACUGACUGAGUCUUGUGCCUACCUUCUGUUUAAUGCUUCUUUCUUUUUAGAAGUAGAAAUAUUCAUGAAUGAGAAAAUUAGAGGCACUGGACCUUCCUCUAAUGCCCUGAAUAAAGCUCAGAAUUCACUCUAAUCACACUUGAAGGGGAACAGGUUGAAAAAUGCAGAGUAAUUUAGAAAUGCAAGAAUGCUUGUAUGUCCUUUUGCCAAGGAGAUUUAAAAAAAUCUUCAAAAUAACUCUGACCACCUUAGUGUGGAAAGUAUUCUAACUUAUGUUUAUUCGUUCUUCUUUAAAUAAGUUACUCUCUCUUGACAUAGAGGAGGAUAGUCCCAACUUCCAAUGGAAUAAUACUCUUAAUCCCCUAGAAACAACGUUCUGUUAUUUCUGAAACUGGUUCACUGCUCUCCUCUUCACAAGUCCAUUACUACUAGUGUUUGACCUUCUGGAAGGCACAAGGUGCCCCUGAAAUCAUAGUUAGGAUGGGAACUGAAGAACUGAUGCAAAUGUAUCUUGUAAGACAGUCUGUGUUCUGUUAUAAAUGAUCUUCAUCCUGGUAUUCUUUCCUGCUCUAUUUAUUUUGCGUUCCUAGGAUCCUUGCACAGAGCAGAGCAACAUAAGCUGUAUUUUUUUUUAAUUUUUUAUUGCAUUUUAGGUUUUGGGGUACAUGUGCAGAACAUGCAAGACAGUUGCAUAGGUACACACAUGGCAUUGUGCUUUGCUUCCCUUCUCCCCUUCACCCACAUUUGGCAUUUCUUCCCAGGCUAUCCCUCCCCAGCUCCGCCCCCCCCCGCUCACCCUCCCCUUUUCCCCCCAGUAGACCCCAGUGUUUAGUACUCCCCUCCCUGUGUCCAUGUGUUCUCAUUUUUCAUCGCCCGCCUAUGAGUGAGAAUAUGUGAUAUUUCAUUUUCUGUUCUUGUGUCAAUUUGCUGAGAAUGAUUUUCUCCAGAUUCAUGCAUGUCCCUAAAAACGACACGAACUCAUCAUUUCUGAUUGCUGCAUAAUAUUUCAUGGUGUAUAUGUGCCACAUUUUCCCAAUCCAGUCUAUCAUCAGUGGGCAUUUGGGUUGAUUCCAGGUCUUUGCUAUUGUAAACAGUGCUGCAAUGAACAUUCGUGUGCAUGUGUCCUUGUAGUAGAACGAUUUAUAGUCCUUUGGAUAUAUACCCAGUAAUGGGAUUGCUGGGUCAAAUGGAAUUUCUAUUUCUAAGGCCUUGAGGAAUCGCCACACUGUCUUCCACAAUGGUUGAACUAAUUUACACUCCCACCAACAGUGUAAAAGUGUUCCUUUAUCUCCACAUCCUCUCCAGCAUCUGUUGUCUCCAGAUUUUUUAAUGAUCGCCAUUCUAACUGGCGUGAGAUGGUAUCUCAAUGUGGUUUUGAUUUGCAUCUCUCUGAUGACCAGUGAUGAUGAGCAUCCUCAUGUAUGUCUUCUUUGUCUGUUCAUAUCCUUUGCCCAUUUUUGAAUGGGCUUGUUUUUUCCUGUAAAUCUGUUUGAGUUCUUUGUAAAUUCUGGAUAUCAGCCCUUUGUCAGAUGGGUAAACUGCAAAAAUGUUUUCCCAUUCUGUUGGUUGCCAAUUCACUCUAGUGACUGUUUCUUUUGCUGUGCAGAAGCUGUGGAGUUUCAUUAGGUUCCAUUUGUCUAUUUUGGCUUUUGUUGCCAAUGCUUUUGUUGUUUUGUUCAAGAAGUCCUUGCCUACUCCUAUGUCCUGGAUGGUUUUGCCUAGAUUUUCUUCGAGGGUUUUUAUGGUGCCAGGUCUUAUAUUUAAGUCUUUAAUCCAUCUGGAGUUAAUUUUAGUGUAAGGUGUCAGGAAGGGGUCCAGUUUCUGCUUUCUGCACAUAGCUAGCCAGUUUUCCCAACACCGUUUAUUAAACAGGGAAUCCUUCCCCAUUGCUUGUUUUUGUCAGGUUUAUCAAAGAUUGUAUGGUUGUAGAUAAUGUUGUGUUGCCUCCCAUGCCUCUGUUCUGUUCCAUUGGUCUAUAUCUCUGUUUUGGUACCAGUACCAUGCUGUUUUGAUUACUGUAGCCUUGUAGUAUAGUUUGAAAUCCGGUAGUGUGGUGCCCCCCACUGUGUUCUUUUUGCUUAGAAUUGACUUGGCUAUGCGGGCUCUCUUUUGGUUCCAUAUGAAGUUCAUGGUGGUUUUUUCCAGUUCUGUGAAGAAAGUCAAUGGUAGCUUGAUGGGGAGAGCGUUGAUUCUGUAAAUUACUUUGGGCAGUAUAGCCAUUUUCACGAUAUUAGUUCUUACUAAUCAUGAACAUGGAAUGUUUCUUCAUCUGUUUGCCUCCUCUCUUAUUUCAUUGAGCAGUGGUUUGUAGUUUUCCUUGAAGAGGUUUCUUACAUUCCUUGUGAGUUGUAUUCCUAGGUAUUUUAUUCUUUGUGUAGCAAUUGUGAAUUGCAGUUUGUUCUUGAUUUGACUCUAAGUCUGUUAUUGGUGUAGAGGAAUGCUUGUGAUUUUUGCACAUUGAUUUUAUAUCCUGAGACUUUGCUUAAGUUGCUUAUCAGUUUCAGGAGUUUUUGGGCUGAGGCGAUGGGGUCUUCUAGGUAUACUAUCAUGUCGUCUGCAAAUAGAGACAAUUUGGCUUCCACCUUUCCUAUUUGAAUACCCUUUAUUUCUUUUUCUUGCCUGAUUGCUCUGGCUAGAACUUCCAAUACUAUAUUGAAUAGGAGUGGUGAAAGAGGGCAUCCUUGUCUAGUGCCGGAUUUCAAAGGGAAUGCUUCCAGUUUUUGCCCAUUCAGUAUGAUAUUGGCUGUUGGUUUGUUGUAAAUAGCUUUUAUUACUUUGAGAUACGUUCCUUUGAUACUGAGUUUAUUGAGGGUUUUUAGCAUAAAGGGCUGUUGAAUUUUGUCGAAUGCCUUCUCUGCGUCAAUUGAGAUAAUCAUGUGGUUUUUGUUUUUGGUUCUGUUUAUGUGGUGAAUUACGUUUAUAGACUUGCGUAUGUUGAACCAGCCUUGCAUCUCCGGGAUGAAUCCUACUUGAUCAUGAUGGAAAAGUUUUUUGAUUUGCUGUUCCAAUCGGCUUGCCAAUAUUUUAUUGAAGAUUUUUGCAUCUGUGUUCAUCAUGGCUAUUGGCCUGAAGUUUUCUUUUCUUGUUGGGUCUCUGCCGGGUUUUGGUAUCAGGAUGAUGUUGGUCUCAUAAAACGAUUUGGGAAGGAUUCCCUCCUUUUGAAUUAUUUGGAAUAGUUUCAGAAGGAAUGGUACCAGCUCCUCUUUGUGUGUCUGGUAGAAUUCGGCUGUGAACCCAUCUGGACCUGGGCUUUUUUUGUGUGGUAGGCUCUUAAUUGCUGCCUCGACUUCUGACCUUGUUAUUGGUCUAUUCAUAGUUUCAGCUUCCUCCUGGUUUAGGCUUGGGAGGACACAGGAGUCCAGGAAUUUAUCCAUUUCUUCCAGGUUUACUAGUUUAUGUGCAUAGAGUUGUGUGUAAUAUUCUCUGAUGAUGGUUUGAAUUUCUGUGGAAUCUGUGGUGAUUUCCCCUUUAUCAUUUUUUAUUGCAUCUAUUUGGAUGUUCUCUCUUUUCUUUUUUGUCAAUCUGGCUAGUGGUCGGUCUAUUUUGUUGAUCUUUUCAAAAAACCAGCUCUUGGAUUUAUUAAUUUUUUGAAGGGUUUUUCGUGUCUCUAUCUCCUUCAUUUCUGCUCUGAUCUUAGUUAUUUCUUGUCUUCUGCUAGGUUUUGAGUUUUUUUGAUCUUGCUCCUCUAGCUCUUUCAAUUUUGACGAUAGGGUGUCAAUUUUGGAUCUCUCCAUUCUCCUCAUAUGGGCACUUAUUGCUAUAUACUUUCCUCUAGAGACUGCUUUAAAUGUGUCCCAGAGAUUCUGGCAUGUUGUGUCUUCGUUCUCAUUGGUUUCGAAGAACUUCUUUAUUUCUGCCUUCAUUUCAUUGUUUAUCCAGUCAACAUUCAAGAGCCAGUUGUUCAGUUUCCAUGAAGCUGUGCAGUUCUGGGUUGGUUUCUGUAUUCUGAGUUCUAACUUGAUUGCACUAUGGUCUGAGAGACUGUUUGUUAUGAUUUCAGUUGUUUUGCAUUUGCUGAGGAGUGCUUUACUUCCAGUUAUGUGGUCAAUUUUAGAGUAGGUGUGAUGUGGUACUGAGAAGAAUGUAUAUUCUGUGGAUUUGGGAUGGAGAGUUCUGUAGAUGUCUAUCAGGUUUCCUUUUUCCAGGUCUGACUUCAAGCCCUGGAUAUCCUUGUUGAUUUUCUGUCUGGUUGAUCUGUCUAAUAUUGACAGUGGAGUGUUAAAGUCUCCCACUAUUAUUGCGUGGGAGUCUAAGUCUCUUUGUAAGUCAUUAAGAACUUGCCUUACGUAUCUGGGUGCUCCUGUAUUGGGUCCAUAUAUGUUUAGGAUUAUUAGCUCUUCUGGUUGUAUCGAUCCUUUUACCAUUAUGUAAUGUCCUUCUUUGUCUCUUUUGAUCUUUGUUGCUUCAACGUCUAUUUUAUCAGAGAUGAGAAUUGCAAGUCCUGCUUUCUUUGCUCUCCAUUAGCUUGGUAAAUCUUCCUCCAUCCCUUUAUUUUGAGCCUUUGUGUAUCCUUGCAUGUGAGAUGGGUUUCCUGGAUACAGCACACUGAUGGGUUUUGGUUUUUUAUCCAGUUUGUCAGUCUGUGUCUUUUGAUUGGUGCAUUUAGUCCAUUUACAUUUAGGGUUAAUGUUGUUAUGUGUGAAUUUGAUACUGCCAUUUUGAGGCUAGCUGGCUGUUUUGCCCAUUAGUUGAUGUAGAUUCUUCAUUAUGUUGAUGCUCUUUAGCAUUUCGUGUGGUUUUGGAAUGGCUGGUACUGGUUAUUCCUUUGUAUGUGUAGUGCCUCUUUCAGGAGCUUUUGUAAAGCAGGCCUGGUGGUGACAAAAUCUCUGAGUACUUGCUUGUUCGCAAAGGAUUUUAUUUUUCCUUCACUUAUGAAGCUCAGUUUGGCUGGAUAUGAAAUUCUGGGUUGAAAGUUCUUUUCUUUAAGGAUGUUGAAUAUUGGCCCCCACUCUAUUCUUGCUUGUAGAGUUUCUGCCGAGAGAUCUGCUGUGAGUCUGAUCGGCUUCCCUUUGUGGGUGACCCAACCUUUCUCUCUGGCUGCCCUUAGUAUUUUCUCCUUUAUUUCAACCCUGGUGAAUCUGACGAUUAUGUGCAUCGGGGUUGCUCUUCUUGCGGAAUAUCUUUGUAGUGUUCUCUGUAUUUUCUGCAUUUGAGUGUUGGCCUGUCUUGCUAGGUGGGGGAAAUUUUCCUGGAUAAUAUCCUGAAGAGUAUUUUCCAGCUUGGAUUCAUUUUCUUCAUCACAUUCUGGUACGCCUAUCAAAUGUAGGUUAGGUCUCUUCACAUAGUCCCACAUUUCUUGGAGACCUUGUUCAUUCCUUUUUGCGCUUUUUUCUCUAAUCUUGGUUUCUCAUUUUAUUUCAUUGAGUUGAUCUUCGACUUCUGAUAUUCUUUCUUCUGCUCGGUCAAUUCGGCUGUUCAAACUUGUGCAUGCUUCGCGAAGUUCUCGUAUUGUGUUUUUCACCUCCUUCAAUUCAUUCAUAUUCCUUUCUAAGUUAUCCAUCCUUGUUAUCAUUUCCUCGAAUCUUUUUUCAAGGUUCUUAGUUUCUUUGCAUUGAUUUAAAACAUGUUCUUUUAGCUCACAAAAGUUUCUCAUUAUCCACCUUCUGAAGUCUAAUUUUGUCGUUUUGUCACAGGCAUUCUCCGUCCAGCUUUGUUCCCUUGCUGGUGAGGAGUUUUGGUCCCUUGUAGGAGGCGAGGUGUUUUGGUUUUGGGUGUUUUCCUCCUUUUUGUGCUGGUUUCUUCCCAUCUUUGUGGAUUUAUCCACCAGUCGUCUGAGUAAUUGCUGACUUUUUGAUUGGGUCUCUGAGUGGACACCCAGAUUGUUGAUGAUGAAGUAUUUCUGUUACUUGGUUUUCCUUCUACCAGUCUAUCACCUUUACUGUAUGACUUCUGAGGUCCACUCCAGGCUCUGCUAGUCUGGGGUGCACCUGUAGCAGCUGCGGAACAGUGAGGGAUGCUACCAGUUUCUUUUUCUGCCAUCUUUGUCCCAGAAUGAUGCCUGCCAAAUGUCAGUCUUGUGGAUAUAGAGGGGUCAGGGAGCUGCUUGAGGAGACAGUCUGUACUUUAUAGGAGCUCAAGUGCUGAGCUGUGAGCUCUGUUGUUCAUUCAGGGCUGUUAAGCUGCUACGUUUUAUUCUGCUGCAGCAGAACUCAUAAACAAAAACCCUUUUUUUCUCAGAUGCUCUGUCUCGGGGGGUUGGGGCUUUCUUUAUGAGUGUCCAUUGCUCUGUCCUGCCCAGCUAGGAGGCAGUCUAGGCACUAUUUGCCUGCUGAGGCUCCACCCUGCUGGUGUGAGGUCUGCCCUUUUGCUGCAGGCUCUGCUCUGCUGCUGCGGUCUCUGCCCUGCUGCCACGGGCUACGCCCUGCGGCAGCGUCUCUCUGUUGUGGCGGGUUGCCUCAGCAACGGCAGGCUGUGUCAGCAAUGGGCGUGUACCUCAGUAGGGGCGGAUUGCCUCGGUAAUGGCAGAUGCCUCUCCCUCACCCAGCUGCACCAUCCUGGGUUCAGCUGUGCCCGCAGUGAAACUCUCCACUCGGAGCGUUUGGAAUCGCCGUUUUGUUUGUCCCACUGCGCUGGCCCAGACACCGUUUCCCUGGAAUCUCCUGGCCUGGCUCACUGUCCAAGUCCCGUUCAAUCAGAUGGAUAUGCCAAUCUGCCGUCUCAAGUCUCAGAUUGCCAGUUCAACAAGGCAUCCAGACCUGUGCGCUCUUUGCGGAGUGCUGUGAAGCACUGCUGCAAUGUAGCGCCGGCCGCCGGCUGCACCAGGCAAAACCUCUUCGCUGGUGCCCCUUGUCUCUUUUAUACCUGGGAAUUUCCCCGUUCUGUGGGCAACAAAGAUCCGUCUGGAAAUGCGGCCCUGACUCACCCUCCGCGCAUUCACCGAGAGCUUCAAUCCUGGGUUGUUCUCACCGCGCCAUCUUGAGUCCAUUUCAUAAGCUGUAUUAACAGUCUUAUCUUUUAGUGGGCUUUUGGCCAGAGGUUCAGAGCUGUAGAAUAUAGAAUUACUUUUUACUUCAUAAAAUCACAGGGUUGAUGUUAGCACUUGUUCUUUUUCAGCCAUUAAUUCAUGCCUUGGUCAUAUGUAAAUAAACUUAAUUUGUAUGAUGUAGUUGGCGGAGCGAGAUGUCUGGUUGAUUCAGCUUGGAAGAUCUUUUUCAAAACACAGACAAGCAUGUAUUCUUUUUUUUUUUUGAGACGGAGUUUUGCUUUUGUUACCCAGGGUGGAGUGCAAUGGCGGGAUCUCAGCUCACCGUUCCUCCGCCUCCUGGGUUCAGGCAAUUCUCCUGCCUCAGCCUCCUGAGUAGCUGGGAAUACAGGCACGCACCACCGUGCCCAGCUAAUUUUUUUGUAUUUUUAGUAGAGAUGGGGUUUCACCAUGUUGACCAGGAUGGUCUCGAUCUGUUGGCCUCGUGAUCCACCCGCCUCGGCCUUUCAAAGUGCUCGGAUUACAGGCUUGAGCCACCGCGCCCGGCCCAAGCAUGUAUACUUGCAUUCCCAUAGCGUCAAGCUCUUAGAGAAGGCCAGAGGAAUAAAAGUAAAGAUAAUGCUUUUUGUCCCUAGGAGUAAAGAGUAGUUGCACACAAAAGAAUUGAGUUAUGGCUGUUGGUCUGAGUUCUUCUCAUAACUUUUCUUUUAGUCUUAAAUAUUGAUAUAUUAGGUGAAUACAGAGUUUAGCAUCGUUGAACUAAGAAUUUAUUGUAUUACUCAAGAAGUAUGUGUUUUUACCAGUUAAAAUACAAUCAAAUGUGAACAUUUUAAAUUCAGACAGCCUGAGAAUUUUGUCCAAUUCAAUAAGAAGCCUGAAUUAUAGAAUACUCAAGAGAUAUUAUUUUUCUUAAGAAAAUAUACUAUAAGUAUUCAUGUGUUUAAAGCCUAUAUAAACAUAAACUUGGCUUAGUUCAGUAAUAAAUACUUGCCAACCUCUAUGAAGACAUAAUGGUUACAAAGAUGAUACCCUCAGGAAGUUUAGUUCUAAAUUAUACUAUGAUAUAUUUUUUUAACAUGGAGUUUCACUCCUGUUGCUCAGGCUGGAGUGCAGUGGUGCAAUCUUGGCUCACUGCAACCUCUACCUCUUGGGUUUAGGUGAUUCUCCUGCCUCAGCCUUGCGAGUAGCUGGUAUCAUAGACUACAUGGUUACAGAAAGAUUCUAGGCCAGUUACAUUGGCUCACACCUGUAAUCCCAGCACUUUGAGAGGCUGAGGUGGGUGGAUUGCUUGAACCCAGGAGUCUGAGACCAGGCUGGGCAAUAUGGUGAAACCCCGUCUUUACAAAAAAUCCAAAAAUUAGGCUUGCGUGGUGUUGCAUCUGUAGUCCCAGCUACUCAGAUGGCUGAGGUGGGAGAAUCACUUGAGCCCAGGUGGUGGGGGUUGCAGUUGCCACUGCACUCCAGCCCAAGUGAAAGGGUGAGACAAUGUCACCAAAAAAAAAAAAAACACAAUAAAAUUAAAAGAAAACACCCCAUGAUGGCCCACAAUUUGUUUGAUGCCACUCUAGAUCAUCCUAAAGCAAACAGCAGUCAGUAUGACACCAAGUCUCUAGAAUUUCAAGGAUUGGUUGAUAUUAUCUUCCAGUGAAUGAGAGAGCAGAUCCUAAUUUUUUUCUGCGAGCAGAUUCUCUGACUUCACCUGGGCCUUCCCUCUGCUAAGUUUUAAUUGUCUAUAUUUUCUUUUAAAAAAAGGUCAUGUACCUUCCUAACACAAGAAAAGCACUGGGGGUUAAAAAGCCACGCUUGGACACAGUAACUAUAAUUAUCAAAACCAGAAGGCCACCAGUGUUGCCUCCAUUGAUGAUCGGCAAAGAAUCUACUCCUCAUCUUUUAGGAAAAUGACAGCAGUCUUGGUUUGUUGGUUCUCUGUAUUCAGCCCCUCACAUAGAGAUCUGUUUCAAAGUAUCCACAGUUCACUUACAUCUUGACUCACUUAGAGUGACCCAAUGAGAUCUCUGCAGCCAUGGUUACAUUUUCUUUUCUUUGUGUGAAGUGAUGGCACAGCUCACUGAAUGCCAUUCUUCUACAUGCUGAACUAAAUUGCUCUCGUAAGUUUGCUUCUGACUUUGGAUGCACAAAGUGUAGGCCUGAAAUGAAAGCUAUUCCUGGGAUGCACUGAUCAAAUAAACUGCUGUAGCAGUCUACUCCCUCUCUACUAUACCACUGUGUUUUAAUUUAGUUUGUAAUAAUGAAAACAUCUUAUAUAUUAUAUUUUAUUUAUAUAUGCAAUUAAUGAAAUUUGAGUAUAUGAACCUUUAGUAUUAAAAACCAUCCAGAUUCGAUUUUUAAAAAUUUUUUUGAGACAUUGCCUCCUCACUUUGCCACCCAGGCUGGAAUGCAUCAGCAUGAUCUCAGCUCACUGCAGCCUCCACCUCCUGGGCUCAAGCAAUCCUUCCAUCUCAGCCUCCCGAGUAGCUGGAACUACAGGCAUGCAUCACCAUGCCCAGCUAAUUUUUGUGGGUUUUUUUUUUUUUUUUUUUUUUUUUAAGAAAUGGGGUUUUGCAUUGUUUACCAGGCUGGUCUUGAACUCCUGAGCUCAAGCAAUCUGUCCGCCUUGGCCUCCUAAAGUGCUGAGAUUAUAGGCGUGAGCUACAGCACCUGGCUGGUCCAGAAUCUUAACAUUGCUCUUUGUGUAUCUUUUUCAUUCUGCCUUCAGGGAGCCAGCCUUUCAUUCGCUGCUUAUUACUGUGGGUUUGCUCUAACCUGCUGCCAUCAUCAUCUUUCGUCUGAAUGAAAAAACUCGCUUAUUUUUUCUUGAUGACUCUGAUAUUGUUUGAGGGGCGACUCAACUUUUCUUUCUCUCAGCUUUUCUCAUUAAUGUUGUUAUAUUUCAUAUCAGACUGAAGGAUGGUCAAGUCUCAUUAUCAAGCUUUCCAGUGUCAGCUUUCUAGCUUUUACAGUAGUCCCUUGGAGGAUUUUUGGAGUCCUACAUUUAAAAAAUUUAGUCACAUGGGGUUUGGUGUAGAAUAUGCAGAGAGAGGCCAUUGGAAGGGAUUCCAGUUUGUAUUGCAGAACUUGGAUAUACUCAGGUUGAGAUCUUGUGAUUGUCAGAAACUUUUAUGUAUUUUGAAGGUGAUUUCUGAUAGUACAUAUUUGGUAGAUCUUACCAAGAAGGCAUUUGAUUUCCAACAGUUUCCUCAUAGCAUUAUAUUGCCUGCCUUGGUGAUAUGGUCAGUGUUCCUCCUCUGUAGGAUUUUUAUUUCUUUUUAAUUCUUCUUUUCUUUUUUCUUUAUUUCCUUACCCCCUCUUCCUCUCCCCCUUUCCCUGCCCCCCCCAAUCCCUUCUUAGGACAGCAGUGUCCUGAUAAGAGGCAACACACUUGGUAAUGCUAAAGCUUUUUGCACACAUGCGCGCAUGCGCGCGCACACACACACACACACACACAC
Molecule: messenger RNA, 75169 nt
Organism: Callithrix jacchus (white-tufted-ear marmoset)
Lineage: Eukaryota; Metazoa; Chordata; Mammalia; Primates; Cebidae
Source: RefSeq, a predicted model, not a curated record